This is a messenger RNA of Podarcis lilfordi (Lilford's wall lizard), 68232 nucleotides long. NCBI's taxonomy places the organism in Eukaryota, Metazoa, Chordata, Lepidosauria, Squamata, Lacertidae. The record is from the annotation of a GenBank genome assembly.
AUGGCCGACAUGAAAACAAGCGGCGUCUUUGCGAAAAAUGUCCAGAAGAGACUCAGCAGAGCGCAGGAAAAGGUAAGCCGGUGAAAGGACCGAAGGGGAUGCAGGUGGCGAGGAAAGGAGGCGACUGCCCGCCUGGGGGACCUUCUGCAUCCACCGGGCUGCGGAGAUAACUGGAAGGCUGUGGGGGCAACGGGGGGCGGGUGGGGAGAAGGUCCUUGCGGCAGUUUCUGUGGCGGUGCAGAGAAGCCUCCUCCGGGGAGGGGAAAGCGCCCCGCGGCGCCCGCUUGGAGCAGGGGCUCGGAACGCGCCUUUGCGCGCAGCUGCUUUGCAUCCUGUGCAAAGGGCCUACGAGAGGCAAACCACCUCCUCCCCCCGGGUCCACUGUUCGGUUUCUCGAUGGAUCUUGGAGACAGCGAUCUGGCGGGGCGCUGGCAUGUGGGCAGUGAUGCUGAAUUACACACACACACCUGAGGCCCCCGCCCCGCCGCCGCCUUAAAGGUGCGCGGGGAAAAAAUAUCUCUGGAGCAGCUCCUCGCUGCUGUUCCAUAUCUGCCUGGGCUGCUAACGGAGGGACCAAGGCACGUCCUUCCCCCGGAAGGUCAGGGGAAUCCGAGGGCAUCGGCUGCAAGGCAAGAAACAAGGGCUUUCUGACAAGAGAGAUGGAGAGAGCUGCGCUAUUCUGGUGACACGGGGGGAGGCGAGCAGCAGCUCCCAGCGUUUGGCUUUCUGGCUAGUCUCGUGUGCCGUUUGCGGAUUUGGGCCUGUUUGAAAUGCGCCCUUUGAGGCACGUCCGCAACUGGCGAGUGGAUUGUUGAUCGGGGCUCUCCAAUGCGCGUUUGGCUAAUAAAUACCCAAUAAUGUUGGUGGUGGAUCUCCCCCCUUCUCAGCUGGCAAGCUGCCAGUAUCAGUGAUGUUAUGUAAUAUCCCUUGUCCCAUUUAGUCAUUAUUCUCUUGAAUGAAGUGAUCCGAGGUGGACUGAUGCAAUGGCACAACUUGUUUUCAGCCCAGUCAGUGCUGUUCUGUCGCUAAGGGAUGAACCAUGUAUUGUUGGCACCCAGGCUGGGACCCCACAUAAUGGCCGAGGCUGCACCGAUCUACCUGGGACAUUACUGGAGACGGUUCUGAGUUUCCUUCUUGGGCCAGUCCUUAGUUUGGCACAGGUGCUUGCAUCAUGCAUGUGUGCCAAGCUGCUCUGAUAGGUAGUGCCGGCUUGAGAAAUUUGAGGUCCCUUGGGCAAAGUGCCUUCAGUGGACCCUCAGAAAGAAGGAGAUGUGGACUGGGUGCUCCUCCACUCUGCCUCUGAGCUUCUGGUGGGAUCCAUGCCAAGCACAGAUGUCUGUGCUGUAGGAGCAGUCGUGCCUUUGGCACUCUUGAGACCUCGAGCAGAUGCCCGACUUGGCCACUCUCUGGAGACAGACCUGCUGAUGGUGGCUGGUGCAGAGGACAAUAUCACCUUGCACAUUUUCAUAAAGGUGCUGCCUGGGUGAAGUCGGUUUGCAGUUACUGAGAGGGUAUUGUGGUCCUUCCUUUACUCCCUUCCCAUCUCUGUGAGAACAUUCAGGGCAUCAAGCUAGAUUUUCUGAGCCCCCGUAAAAUUUUUGGUUAGGAGAAGAAAAUUCUUGGGGCACAUUGAUGGGAGCCUCUACGGUGGGUUUGCUUGUCCCACCUGCUUGUUUGUGGCCUUGAUAAAACCACAGGGAGAAUAAGUCCCUUGGUAGCCUGCAGUGUAGAAGGAGGAUUGCAUCUGCAGAGCGGAUCUAUUCACAGACCGAAAGAUUUGGCUGUUCCUCGGCCCCACCUCCAUGCUUGCACACUUUCCAUACUGUAAGAGGAUUGUGUUUCUUUUAAUAACCACCCAAGCUCAUCGUGAACUAAUGUGAUCUUCCUUGCUGCGCUCACUUGGAGAGCGGGGCAAUCAAUUGCUAAGAAGGCUGUCUCUAAAUCACCUCUGUGGGCAUUGCCAAAGGCCACCUUGCCCGUGUCACUGGACUUUAUCAGAGUCUCCUGCCAGCUCUUCGGUGAGCAACACCUAAGCAUUCAGAGACACACCUGCAUUUCCAACUGAUUGAAGAUAUUCCUCUGGGCACUGAUGGUCUGUAUUGUCCUGUUUCCUGAUGGUCUAGACGUAAGGCUUCUUAAUGUUCAAGUAAAUGCUGGCAGGGACAAGCAAGAGAUGGUUUGACUCAAAAUGGAAGGAUCUAGGCUUCCAUUUUGGAUCUAGAAGACCAUCUUCUAGCCAAGUGGUGAGCAAAACACUUAGUUACAUGUAGUUUCAUGUGCAGAGUGAGUAUCAGCCAACCUACCUGCAAUAUCUUCCUGUGCAAGUCUUGGAUAAGAGUGCAGAGAGGGAAGAUAUCACAGUAGGUUUUGUCUUAAAUUCCAUUUAAUAAAUGGCACAUGUAUAGCAUGUGUUUGUUUGAAUUUGUUGCAUUUCCCCUCUAGGAGUGAGCAACACUCACCUAAGUAUAGAAGACAAGCGAGACCUGUAACAAAAUGUUGCUGUGUGGUGUACUCUUGUCCUGUGUUCUGGCCAGCCAGUCAUGCCCUUUCCCAGGAUACUCUAUUGAAGCAUUGUCCUCUCCACUCCACAACACAGCCAACAUUCCACGGCUACUGAGCAUGCUCAGUCGUCAUCAGGCUGCUUUGGUCUUCUCCCUCCUUAGAAUUUCCUGGCCUGGCCUACAUGUGUAGCAGAGAAAGAGAUGGCGGAAUGAACUGGGCACUAGAGGUGGUAUUUCGGGAAGUCACAUUUUGAAUGCUCUCUUGUGUUUAUUAGCUCCCUGAAAAUGGAAAGCCUUCUAGAACAGGGUGGGGAACUUCAAGCCCAUGGGCCAAAUGUGUCCAAACCUCUCUGUCCAGCCCUCAGGACACUUCUCAGACCAUGCAGCCUUUGUCAGCCCUGCUCUGUGCGAUCCUAACGUUUUUGCCUGGCUGAAACGCCUCCUUGACCUGUGAUAAUGCCUCUUGCUUGCCUUAAUGGAGGGUGUGUGUGUAGAAACCGCUGACUGUUGCAUGGCUGGACUGCAGCCUGCAGUACAGUGGUAAUACUCAGGGCUGGCGUAUCCAUGAGGCCAGGUGAGAAGAUCACCUCAGGCAGAAGGAUCCACAGGAACAGCAGAUCUGGCCUCCAGGAGCCUGCUGCUGCUGUUGUGGUGGCAGUGACAGCUGUGGCACUCUCCUUGGAGGCCAGAUCUGCCGUCUCCUCAGCAACACACACACACCCCCCGCUGCUUCUACAGUGGCCUCUUGGCCAAUAGGAGGCAUUGCUGGUCUCUUCCCACCCUUGUUCCAGAUGUCAAUCUUCACUUACCCCUUCUUCCUUGGUGGGGUGGGGUGGAUGCCAUUUUGUGGUUCGCCUCAGGUGCUAAAAAGGCUUAGUCUGGCCCUGGUAACAGUUUCCCACCUCUGAUACAGAACCUCUCCCUGUCUGCUUAUUUCCUGUUUCCUGGGGUUUUGUCUUUUAAACAAUGCAGGGCAGGGGUGAGGGAUUUUUUCACCCCAGCAGGCCAGCUGUUGUCCCUCACCCCUUGCAGGCCACAUUUGACAGAAGGGUGGGUGCCCACUUCAGCCGACCAUCUUUGCCCCACAGCAGAGCCCCUUUCAAAGCACUGUUUUGUGCAGUGCCUUGAAAGGGACUGUUGGAGAUCUGGCUGUCGGCUGGUGUCAGACAUGAUGUCAGCUGGAGGCCAGGGGGCUGUGGCUUAACUGAAAUGGACUUGUGGGCCCAAUGGGAGAGGUCUGGAGGGCCUAAUUAGGCUGGUAGGCUGAAAGUUCCCCACCCCUCCAAUGUAGAAGUUGUAAUCUCACACCGGCAGUCUGAAUUCAGUCUAUUCUACUUCCUCAUUCUGCUGUAUGUGUAGACCUGUGUGCUAGGACAGGGAAAUUGGGGGAGGCCCAUAGCUCAGUGGGAGAACCCCUGCACAAGGUCCCAGCUUCAAUCCCUGAAAUCUUCAGACAGGGCUGAGAAAGACCUUGGCCUGAGACCCUGAAGAGCCAGAUGGACCAAUGGUGUGGCUUGGAAUAAGUUCGCUUGCUAUGUUCCUUAUUUAUACCCUGCCCAUCUGGCUGGGCUUCCCUAGCCACUCUGGGCGGCUUCCAACAAAAUAUUAAAGUACAGUAGUUCAACAAAAGCUUCUCUAAACAGGGCUGCCUUCAGAAAAAGUCAUCUAAAAGUCUGGUAGUUGUUGUUCUCUUUGACAUCUGGUAGGAGGGCGUUCCACAGGGCGGGUGCCACUACCGAGAAGGCCCUCUGCCUGGUUCCCUGUAACUUGGCUUCUCGCAGUGAGGGAACCGCCAGAAGGCCCUCGGCACUGGACCUCAGUGUCCAGGUAGAAUGAUGGGGGUUCCCAGGUACCUUGUAGCUUAGAAAUUGCAUACCAGGCCUUGGGAAUAUGGACAUUUCAUUUGGUUUUGUGCUUGGCCGGUGCCUAAAAUCUAGUGCUGGAUCCUAAACAAAUGAAAGCUGGAAAUUCUGAAAUCCUUUCCAGGCCCCAUUGACCCCUCAGAGAAGUUGAGGUUAUUCCCCAGUUGAGCACUUUGAGUCAUCAAUAGUUGGUUACACAGGUUACCCUCCCCCCCCCACCAGACUAUUAGUAAAUCUCUUAAGGCAGCCCAUCCCAUUUUGUAUCUAGCAUUCCUUGGACUGAAGUGCACCAAGGCUGUGGUUCAGAGUAAUCAUUGAAAGCCCAAUAAUCAUCUGUGCUUCAUCAUGCGGAUGAAUGGGCUGCUUUGCACACAGAAGGUCCCAUAUUCAGUCCCUGGCAUCUCUAGGACUGAAACACAGAAGAGCUCUGACCAAUGAUGAGCCAAAUAGGCAGGUGGCCUGACAGAGGACACAGAAACCUCUCAGGAAGACACUCAGGCAUUCUUCACCUGUGACAUUUUGUGCGUCUUGUGUGUUUAUAUUUUGUUCAUUUAUUUACAAGAUGGCUUUUCCAUCAGCAUAAGUCUUCGAAGUGGCACACAGCAUGAAAAACAAUAAAACCCAAACAACCACAACAAUAAAGAAAGGUUUUUAAAAAAAACAUCCUAGUGCACAAACCAGCAGAAUAUUUCAAUAACUACAAUAUAGCCAUGAAUUGAGAUCCAGGGUGGGAGAAAAUCACUGUGGGAUAGCUUUUUCCAACGUUUAUUUUUUUGGGGGGGAUGCAGGGGUACGCAUACCCCUAAACAUUUUGUGAAUCUACGUUUGGCCUCAUUGAGGGGCAGUAUUUCAAUAUGAGUAGGAAAAUGAGAGCAUCCCUAAACAUGUUUUAAUGGGGGGGAAGCACUGGCUUUUUCUCCACAAGAGGAUACAGUGUACCUCUAGUUGAGGACACGAUCUGUUCUGGGGUGCCGUUUGACCCCCUGAAAAGUCCACAACUAGAGCGGUGCUUCUGCGCCAGUGCAGAGCACGAUAGGGUGCUUCUGUGCAUGUGCAAGUGUGCAGAACUCUUCAAAACCCAGAAGUAUACACUUCUGGGUUUGCCACGUUCGCAAGCCGAAAAGACACAACGUGAACCUAACACAAGAGGUAUGACUGUAUGUAAUAAAAUGAUGCACAAAGGUGUUUCCCUUGUCUGCCAUUGUUCUUUGGAACAUUUAUUAACGUCUUCCUUCUUUGCACCAUUAAUGCAAUGCUUCAACCUUUUCCUUAUGGCUGUUUCACAAGUGUCAAAUGCCAAGGGCGAUAUUUUUUUUUGGGGGGGGCUUUCAUAUUUCCAUAGACUUGCAAAUGAUUAAUACUGUGUGAAUCCAAAUAGCCAUAGGUAGAAAGUACACCCCCUUGGGGUUGUAGCGGGAAAGCUCAGUGAAGAUGGCAACCCAGGAUGUGGCAGCUGUGAAAAGGUGAAUGCCACGCUAGGGAAUAUCGGGAAUUGGAUUGAAGCUAAAACAGCCAGUGCCAUAUUGCCACGAUACAAAUCUGUGGUGUGACUACAUGUGGAAUACUUUGUGCAGUUCUGUUCACUUCUUUCACCUCAGAAAGGAUAUUAUAGUGUUGAAGAAGACGAAGAAAAGGGCAACCAAAAUUAUCAAAGAGAUGGAGCAACUUGCUAUGAGGAAAGAUUGGAACAUUUGGGGCUUUUUAAUACAGAAAAAUGGCAAGUAAGGAGACACACAAUAAAGAUGUAUAAAAUAAAGUGUGGUGUUGAGAACCCAACCAAAAUGACGAAUCAUUCUUUGAGGAUUAGAAACCUUUUGUAGGCUAGCUAAAGAACUAUUAUAGUUGCAUGAAAACGCAAGCAGGGUUUGAAAUACGAGAAGCAGUAGAAAGACGUUAAGCCUAAUAACUCAGGACAUACAUGGUGUGUUAAAAUAUGCAGCAUUAAAGGAAAAACAGAACAUCACGGGGUGGGGGGAGUCAAUGGAUAAAUUAAAGUGUGGAUGGUAAAGUAUUGUGGAUGGUAUGUAUGUAAACUUUUGAAAACUAAAUAAAAUUUAAAAGAGAAAGUGGACACGAGAGACAAUUCUUCCUCUUUUCAUGAUAUUAGAAUAUUUAAUGAAGUGGAAUAUCGAAAGAUUUAGGACAGGCAGAAGAAAGUGCAGCACAUAGUUAAACUAUGGAAUUCACUCACAGAAGAUGCAGUGAUAGCUUGAUUCGUCAGAUAUCUUUCAAAGCCAUCAGUGAUGACAGGCCGCGAUGGGUAUGGCCUACCUCCACUGCUGGAGACAGUGGGCCUCUGAUGACCAUUUCUUGGGAACUGCAAGCAGCAAGAAUGAUGUCGUCUUCAAGUUCUGCUUGCAGACUUCCUUCCUGUAGACCUCUGGCUGGCCAGGAUGAGGACAGGAUUCUAGACUAGGUAGGCCUUUGAUCUGAUCCAGGAGGACUCUUUUUAUGCGGGCGCUCUACAAGUGGGGUGCCACCACAGAGAAGGCCGCCUCUCAUGCCACCACUGCCCUCAACAGUGGGAUGCAGAAAAGAGCCGCCUCUGAAGAUCUUGGGGCCAUCUGUUUGAAUUUAAGGCCAUAUGUUCAUUACUUACUUAACGAGGCACUGUAAUGAACUGCUGUUCAUUAUCCACUUAAUUUCUCCAUUUCCACAUCACAUUUAUAUGUGGACAUACAUGGAUCGAACAACAUCUAAGUAUCAGUUAAUUGACUUUGAUAGCAGGUAUUAAGAUACUUGUAGUGCAAUUCUGUACAUGUCUACUCAAUAGUAAGCCUGGUUGUUUUCAGUGGGGCUUAAUCCCAGCUAAGUAUGUAUAGGAUUACAGUUUUAACUUCUUGUUUUGUGAGUUUAUGUAAGGGGGAGGGCUUUGUGUUUCUCCGUUUUGGUUAUUAAUUAUUAUUUGUGGGCCACUUUCCCCUAAACUUGUACCUAAAACAGCUAACAAUGCUCAGAAAGUAAAACACAACAACACACAUCAAAACAUGGGUUGGAGGUGAUGGCAACUGAAUUAGUUACCAUCACCUCCAGCAGCCACAUGACUGGGUCUUGCCUGGGAAUGGGUCUUCCUAACCUGCCUGAAAUUUUCAGUUGUCCCAUUUGCUCUCUCUGCUGUCCAGGCACUCAUUGCAGCAAAGGGAUAACAAGAGCACAAGAGCUAUCAAGCUCAGUUGGCAUGCUGUUUAUUAGAUGAGAAUCCAAUAUCCUCAUCACACCACCUGCCACCCUGCCUGCUGCUCUCCUGCAGCAAAUGAAGAGGGCUCCUGUUCCUUCAUCUCCAGACGUGACUCCCCAGAGCACCCUUGGCUGCUACCCUUGACUGCACAUCUGCAGUGUGUGCCAAAAGGACCAUCUAUGGCUGUGCUAUUAUAGUUGCAGGGUGGUAUCUGCACUGAACAGGGCCAGUAGAAUGGUCCUCAUGAGGAAUUUCCCUGCAAUAUUAGAGAGCAAUGUGAGAGUCGGUCUAUAUUUUGUGCAUGGCACUGGUGAGUUUUCCUCCCCAGCCUCCUGCUGUGUUGUUGAGUACAACUUGUGAGUUUUGGUAUCCUUGAUGAUUGGCAACUGUGGGAGGGAACUUUGUAGGGUAAAGUAUAGGGAAAGGUUCAGGUGGGGUCUGGGAAACUUGCCACAGGGACAGUGGCACCAUCUUCUGAAGAACGUUGAGGGGGCCUGACGCCACGUCCUGAUGUUACAUGUGCGAUGUUGCAUGAUGUCCUGACAUUGUUCUGAAGCCAGCUCCAUGUUUUGCCUCAACAAUGGGGGUCCCCGGCCCCUCAAACAAACACUGAGGGGCCCCAAAGUGCCUCAGCCCCCAGGAGCCAGCGCCUGUGUGCAGGGAUGUUAGCCUCCAUGCUGAAAGUAUUGUGCAGACUAGCUCUCAAGAUAAAACAGGGUCUACCUCAAGCUAUACAGAGAAUCUAGGAUGGUUAGAGUCCAAAAAUGUAAAACCUGAAAUUUAAGGAAGAAGAGGAGUCAUAUGUGUGUGUGGGGGGGGGUUAUUAAUGAUUGAAAAUGUUGAUUUGUUUCAAUUUAAUGCUGUUGGCUGUUCAAUGCCCAGUUCAUCGCUGGAGCCAUGUUUCAGAAAUGGCUGGCUCAUGGGACAGUAGGUCAUUUGCUUAAUUACAAGUACUGAUUUUUAAAUAGUAAAAUUUUCUCUAAAGAUCUCUCAUCCAUAUAUAUAUAUAUAUAUAUAUAUAUAUAUAUAUAUUUGCAUUUUCAAAAACAAGAACAGAGAGAACAUUUAACCCCCUCCCCUCCGCCUGUCCCACUUACAACUUCGUACCAAAUACAGCAUGUAUACACAUACCCUAUGACUUCCCUUCCACCCUUUUCCUGGUUCCUUUGCUUUCCUAUUACUCCACGUAAUGCACAUCUUUUUAAUCAUCAGAUUUGUUAUCUAUUAAAUACUCUUAUCUAUUUCAACUGCUGGUUUUACACGAGACCUGCUAAGCCAUGUAUUUCUCCAUACUGGUUCUUGAAAUAGUCAAUAAACAUUAUCCGUUCCUCCUUAUAUUCCUUAUCUUCGUUUUCUCUUAUCCUGUUUGUCAGACCAGCCAGUUCAACAUAUUCAAACAUUUUACACUGCCAUUCUUCCUUAGUGGGUGCUAGACUUGUUCUCCACCUUUGUGCCAACAAGGUUCUCAAAGAUCUCUUACGCUGAUGUUCUCUGGGCUCACAGAGCAGCAUCUUUGUUUUCAGCCAGAGCAAAGGCAGAUUCCUUUGGGCAGGAGUUGAUGUGGUUGCGCACUUGAAAUCAAUAGGUGUGCUUGGGGUUGUUGUUGUUCAUUGGUGACAGGUGUUUGGUAUUUCUCAAAGAAAGAAAUUAUUCUGUCUUUUUGUGACUUGCCCUGAUUAUUCUUUUAACUUCUCUACGCUCUAUGUUUCUUAGGGGAAGCUGCGUGCUAGAGUGGGAAAGAUGAGGUGAUUCUUUUGUUGUUUAUCGAAUAAGUGCUUGUGGAAACGAAACAGACAAAAGCACUACAGAAUUUGCAACGAGAAUUGCACCACGGAAGCAACUUUUAAAUGUUACAAAAUUAGGAUGAGCAAGGUCACUUCUAGGUUAGAAGAUUAGAAGGUUAGAAGAUUCGAUGCCAUAACUUAAAACAGCUACUGCAAACCAGUGUCCUUUGACAAGGACCCGGGACAGACAGGAUGCUUUGAAAACACCUGCCGCCCCUAUAGGCAUGUACCAGUUGCUGGGGCAGCUCUGUAAAUCAUGCCUGUCUGGGGGCAGGGCUGCCCGCAGCAAGGCCACCACCAAAAGGGGGGGGGGCAACCAAUGGAAAUAGUCCCUCUGGGGCUCCACUUCAGGGGCGGAACGAGGGUGUGGGCCAGCCCACUUGUGCUAAAAUUAUUGUUUUAAUGAGGAUGGCGUUUUCACUGCAGUGGCUGUUGUUUAUUUGGUUGUGAGGUUGUUUUAAAUGAUCCUCAAGUGUCAUAUUGGGGACGCAGGUGGCGCUGUGGUCUAAACCACUGAGCCUCUUGGGCUUGCCGAUCAGAAGGUCGGCGGUUCAAAUCCCUGCGACAGGGUGAGCUCCCGUUGCUCGGUCCCUGCUCCUGCCAACCUAGCAGUUUGAAAGCACGUCAAAGUGCAAGUAGAUAAAUAGAUACCGCUCCGGUGGGAAGGUAAACGGCAUUUCCGUGCGCUGCUCUGGUUUUGGUGUUCCAUUGCGCCAGAAGUGGCUUCGUCAUGCUGGCCACAUGACCCAGAAGCUGUACGCCAGCUCCCUCAGCCAUUAAAGCGAGAUGAGCGCCGCUACCCCACAGUCGUCUGCAACUGGACUUAACUGUCAGGGGUCCUUUACCUUUACCUUUAAGCGUUAUAUGUUUGUUUGUAUUUUGUAUUUGUAUUUUUUUGGUUUUAUAAGGUUGUCUAAUAUUUUACAACCUUUUAAAUAUGUUAAUGUUUCAUUCUUUUUGUUUUAACUAUUUACCUUGUAUUUUUAUUCUGUGAAACAACAACAACAUCAGGAAGCCUUUCUUUGUGUGCCUCCUCCAUGAAAGGUCUGGAGGGCAGCAACACAAAACAGGGCCUUUUCUGCUGUGGCUCCCCAUUUGUGGCAUGCUUUCCCCAGGGAAGCUCGCCUGGUGCCUUGGUUACAUAUCUUUAGGCACCAGGUGAAACUGUUCCUCUUCUGCCAGGCCUUUAGCUAAUUAAACAAUCUAUGGCCUUUCAAAUUGUACGUGUCACCUAUUGUACGUGUGUUGCUACUGCUUUAUUUGUUAUUGUGGUAUGUAACUUCGUGUUUUUAAAUGGUAAAACUCCCUGUGGUCCUCAGAUGAAGGGUGGUAUAUAAAGUAAAGGUCUUUUUUAAGGGGAAGGGGGAAGAAGCGCCUCAGUGCUGCCAUGGGGAGAAGGUAAGAGACUUUCUCUUUUACGUUAGAUUACCCACAGCUUUGCAUGUUGCCAAAUCUGAUGGACUGCAGCUAAUCUUCACAAUUGUUUGCUGAAACAAGCCAAAUUCAAACUGUAGUUUAUGAAGCUGGUUUGUUUCAACAAACCAUUGUUAAGAUUAGCCAUGGGUUAGGAUUGUUUAAUCUCACAAAAACUGGGGUGAAUGGAAAUUGGAAGAGAAAGCUUUCUAAUCCCUUGAAGUUGUGCAGGCAGAGCUCAUCUUCACUGCAGCUCAUCUUCGCAAUGCCAAACCAUGGUUCAGCUCUGUGUGUGAAGUGGCUCACGAAAAGAUCUCACAAUAUGGAAUAGUUCCAUGUGUUUACCUUGAUUAAACUUCCUUCUAAAUCGUGUUUGGAGCCCCAUAGAGCCUUAUUUACCACGUCUCUUUAUUUGCUCAUUAACAUUAUUGUGAGAAACUUCACUUUUCUUCAGUAGUAACCAGUUGCGUUCCCAAAGAGCAUAAUGCUCGCUUUUUAAAUGAUAUUGUGCAAUUAUCCACGAGAAGCAGUAGUUACAGAUUCUUUACUUUUGUGUUAAACUACAUGAGUCUUGGAGAGAUUAAUGAUCCCUUCUGUGCUUGGUAUAGAGAGAGACUCUUAUAAUUACCUGCCUACCAAAUAUAAAAACCAUGUUAAUUUUGACAAAAACGAAGGAGUGUGUUUUACAAGCAGUUGGAUAUGUCAGUUGGAUAUUUAGUAAGCACUACAAGAUUCCAAGUGAAAAUUCUAUGGUAUGUCAAUCUGAUUUUUCAGAGUGUGUUAUCUAGCUUGCUUUACAUGCUUCUCUAUUAUUAUUUUACCCGUAUUUAUCACAUUUGUAUCCUGUCACUUCCACCAGGAAGAUCUCAGGGUAGUGUAUAUGGGCGCAUCUAACUCUUUCCUCAGUAUGAUCCCGUGGAUUAGGUGAGGCAGCGUAAGGGUGUCUUGCAUAAAGCAACUUAAUAAGAUUUCUGGAUAAGCGGAGGCACAGAUCCAGGUCCGUGUCAGCAUAGAUCACACUCCAGUGUCAACACAGAGGCCUGGUUUCAUGUCCCACUAAGCCAAACCAUUGGUUAUUGUGAAUGUGGGAGCAUGCAGCCUCCCUGAAGGGGAUCGCGGUUGCUUUUCUCCUCCCUGAUCGUUUUACUACUGCACCAUGCUGAGCUAAGCCAUGGUUUGGUUUAACACGUUUUCUAAAUCUGGACUCAUGGCUUAGCUCUCUCUAGACUAACAUUGAGCUGAAACAAGGGACUCAGCUACACAGCUGCAAAUGAAACGUUUUAAAUGUGUUGUAAAGUGCAAUGUAUAAAUGUGGCUCUAGAUGGUGACAGUGAGCUAUGCAAAAUUCAAUGUAUUUUUCAAAACUGUUUUUAAAAAGCAUUUUCACAGCGUUUUUUAUAUGUGUGUAGAUUCCAUUAAAGUUUGCCCUAUAGUGUCAAGUGCACGGUUUGUCCAGGAGAGCUAAACCGUGAGCCUGUGUUCUCCUUUCCUGGAGCCUCUGCACACACACAUUUGCACUAAGUCGUGAUCUGGCUUAGCAUGCAGGUGACCAAUCUCAGACCCUGGCGCCAAAUUUGGCCCAUGAGACUCUACCUAGGCAAUGCCUUUCCCAUACCACAGCCAAUGGGCCCCAUAUUAAGGAAUUAGUUUUUCUCACUUUGCAGGAUUGAUGCUGAUUAUUAAAUUUUAUAUUCUGGCCUUCAUCAAAGGGUGCUUCACAGAAUAAAAUACAAGAUAAAACACAAGUAAGUAAUUAAACUAAAACAACAAAACAAUAACACCCCGCCCCCAGACACAUUUAAAAGGCUGUAGGAUAGGCAUAGGCAAACUUGGCCCUCCAGAUGUUUUGGGACUACAGUUCCCAUCAUCCCUAGCUAACAGGACCAGUGGUCAGGGAUGAUGGGAGUUGUAGUCCCAAAACAUCUGGAGGGCCAAGUUUGCCUAUGCCUGCUGUAGGAUGUUAAUCAGUCAAAGGCCUGGUUGAAGAGGAACGUAUUUGCCUGGCACCUAAAAAUAUAUAAUGAAGGCACCAGGUGAACCUCCCUGAGGAGAGCACUCCACAAACAGGGAGCCACCACAGAAAAGGCCCAUUCUCGUGUUGCCACCCUCCAGACCUCACGUGGAGGAGGCACAUGAAGAAGGGUCUCAGGUGAUGAAAGCAGAGUCUAGGACGGUUUGUAUGGGCAGAGGCUGUCCUUGAGGUAUUGCAGCCCUGAGCUGUUAAAGGCUUUAUAGGUCAACACCAGCGCUUUGAGCUGGGCCUGAAAGCUAAUUGGCAGCCUGUGUAGUUGGGCCAGGAUCAACGUAAUAUGCUCAGACUGUCUGGCCCCAGUGAGCAAUGAUUCAGCAGCUACUAAGCUGUAAUAAAGCUUCCUUUUCUGUAUCAACAUCAACUGUGAGCCUGUGACUUAUAGCACUGCAGGGUGCAGUGACUCAGCCUGUGCUAAGGGUAGUACUUCUUUUGCAUAUGAAUAUGUGUAGCAAAAAACCCUUCAACAUAGCUUAUAAACAUUUAUGUGCUGCACAGUGCCGAAAACUUUCAUUAGUUGACUUUGGUCCCAGAAAUGAGGCCAAUGGGGACAGGACUGGUAUUUGGCAUGAGUAAAUCAAUGUUGACUAUUUCACUAUUGACAGUGUUGGAUUGGACUAAUGGCACCCAUAUUUCUGAAUGGCUUUCAGAUGUGUUACCAAGAUGGUCACCCUUCUGCCAUUUUCUGCUUCUCACUAAUGCACCAGAAGCUGGGCCUUGCAAACCCCUUUUCUUCUACAUAGAUGACCUCCCAUGGUAAACCUGAGGUCCUGGGAGCUGGGGCUGGGGGAAAGCAGAAAUGACUGCACUUGCUUUAAUUUUCUAUUAUGCCAUGGCCUCACAGCACUUUCUCAAAAUUCAAAAUGUGCUUGCUGGUCCAAAAAGUCUAGCAACCCCUGAUGUAACAGUCCAAAUAUUUUGGAAAUAAUUUCUUAGCAGACAUGUUUCUCUGGUGAUGGAAAUGGAAAUGGUUUGUGAUCAGAGUUAGUAAUAUGAAUGAAGUUUGAUAAGGAUACUGUAAAAUGUGAUUAAUAAAAUCUCAAUGCAUUUACAUCUCUUCCGGAUGAAUACUUCAUAGUAAAGGGGGAUAAAACUGGAGAGUGCCACAAAGAUCAAAGUCUCCUCCCUUUGGGUUGGUGCAAUUUGGUGCGUGGCAGUCAGAUGGCUAAACAGUCGUCUGGCCUAGUAAGACGUUAAUGACGUAUGUGCUGGAGAUUAUUGUUUCCAAACAUGCAGUUUUUCAUUGUAUAGAAUAUAGAAUGGUUGGACAGAAUGGUUUUCUUGUAGCAGAAAACCAUUAUAGAUAAAGAUUAGGCAAGGCUUUUUGGAACCCACUUUGUUGAAGGCCACAACAGGGAGGGCUUGUGCUCUCUGAUGGGAGAUACCAAUGUUCACCUGCACACAGAAAAUGUAAGGACCUUGGAUAACUAAAAAUCUUUCCCUGCCAUGGCUGAAGAUUUUUUUAAAAAAUUACUAUGGUGGGGUGUUUUAGCUAUGAGUAUUAUCUGGGGUGUUUCCUGCCCAAUUUAUAUCCUGAUAUGCUUUCUCUAAAUAAACUUUUGUUCUUCAAGAUCACUCAUCGCACUGGGUUAUUGUAAGUCUCUAAUCCACCCGUGAGCUGUAUCCUUGCUUGGGACCACACCACUUGACCAUUGUAUUCAGAAAGAGGGAAUCUGGUUGUCCUUGCCCCUAAAUGGUCCUUGCCAUCCCUCUCCUCUCUAGGCAAGCUCCACUGUUACACCCACCAACCCAAGGGUUGGGAAAAAGUAAAGGAGGGUACCAAUUAGGACUUCACUGAGUUCUGUGUGAGACCUAUCCUGGGUUCUGCUUCUUGGUCACACACGAGUGUGACAGAAAGUUAUGAAAUGGUUUUUCAACAUCCAAUAAAAUUAUUCAAUAUUUAAGCUUCAUAUAUGAUAUAUGCACAAUCCUCUGCUCUAAUGGGGAACAUAGAAAACUGUUUUAUACCAGAUCAAACCCAGUAUUGUCUAUUCUGACAUAAUUUUCCAGGGCCUCAGGUAGAGAUUGUUUCCAUCUCCUGGGUAUUUUUAACUGGUGAUGCCACACUGAGCCAGGGGCUUCCUGUAAGCAAAGCAUGUGACCUAACACUAAUUCGGGGUCUGUCUCAAUGUUUUGCACAUUGAGAUCACACAAGGUGUCAAUUUAAUGACAAAACGUCAUUUGAACUUUGAGGCUUAGUUAAUGCGUUGAAUGCUUGUGGUGGAAGGACUUUAACAAAGUCCUCCCUUUGCUGAAAAGAGACGAAAUCAAAAGAAGAAAAGGAGCAGUCGAACACCAUGCGGACUGCAGGCAGCAAGUGAGGGGAGGAGGCGAAUGAGCCAGAUUAAAUGCAGCAGACAGCCUGAAACGGAUGUCUUAAGUCCUCUGGAUGUGUGCGUGGGUGUCUGCUUGGGGAAGAGCAAGCCGCGGGAUGAGGCGAGUGGAUCUGCAUGCAGUCCUUGUAAAUAUUUUAGCAGAAAGCCUGGCAUGGGCAUUUCCCCGCAAUGGUUUUGCAGUGAAGGGACAGCUAUUUUGGCACAGAGGCAGUCCGUUGAGUACCUUGUGGCCUCAGCAAAAUGUACGUCUGUUGAUCAGCAAAAUGUGCAGCAUCAGCCAUUGCCAUUCCUAAAUUAAUGGGAAAAGCAAAGGUCGCAGAGGAUCUUUGUAGCCAGGGGGUGUUUUCCUACAGCUGCUGUAAAUCAGAGAGCACCGUGCAGGACCACAGGCACUUCUUACAAACCCACUUUGAACAACUGGCUUUUUAUUGUUGUCAGUAGCCAGGAAAGCCUGAUGUUCAUUUGAGGGAACAAAGCCUUUAGUCUUUAUGGACACAGAGGUUCAAUUAGAAAGUAUGGUGGCAAGAACUUGGGAAAGGAGAAGGAAAAUUAAAAGUGGUCAAAGCCUGUAUUAUUGUACCAAUAUGUUUUGAGGAGGAUGCUUGAGGAUUUGCGUAUGAAGGAUUCCUAAGAACAUACUUAUCAGCUAUGGCCUGGCAUCUCCUAUGUAAAUCAUGACGUUACUAGAAUUCAAAAGUUAUCAAGGACCCUUUACUCUGAGCUGGUGUUUGUCAUCUGGAAAACACUUGACCGUUUGCCAGUCCAGACACAGUUGCUUUGCCCUCUCUCUUGGAUGUUGACGGGUUGACCCUAGUCUCUUAUUAGACAUUCUUGGUCCUCUUGUUUUGGUUCACUUCUUGAAUAGCUCUUUGUGUCUUCCUUUGGAUAUUUACCGUCUCAAGUUUUCUGGCUGUUACUUAAGUUAGAUACAGUAGCUCCUUAGUGGUCUGGAUGAGGCCUGAUGAAGAGAUUUGGUCCUACAUUCUUCUUCAUAGGGAACAGAUGUCUUUACUGUGCCUGCUUGCUUAGUCUCUUUUGUGGGACAAAUCUCUCCCUCUUUCAUCAUACCUUGGCAGACAUUUUCUUCCUCUGAGUCCUGGAAACAUCAGCAUGACCCCACCAAGAUCAAGUAGCUGUACUCUGGGGCAUGAAACAGAGACAGGCUGCAGCAACUACUCCCAGAAAUCCCAGCUGAGUGUCUUUCUGCAUCAGGGAUGGGGCUGAGACUACCAGUUCCAGAAUCCCUGGACAGAAAACUUUGCUAUUUGCAUUAUUCCCACCAGGGAGAAUACAGUGGUGCCUCGCAAGACGAAUGCCUCGCAAGAUGAAAAACGCGCAAGACGAAAGAGUUUUCCGUUUUUUGAGUCGUUCCGCAAGACGAAUUUCCCUAUAGGCUUGCUUCGCAAGACGAAACGUCUUGCGAGUUCUUGCGAGUUUGUUUCCUUUUCUUAAAGCCGCUAAGCCGUUAAUAGCCGCUAAGCCGCUAAUAGCUGUGCUUCGCAAGACGAAAAAACCGCAAGACGAAGAGACUCGCGGAACGGAUUAAUUUCGUCUUGCGAGGCACCACUGUAUUAUCAAAGGGCCUCCCUGCACCCAUGCAGGAAUAAUGCAAAUAGUUUUUUUUACCCCACUGGGGAUUCUGGGACAGGUAGUCCCAGUCCCAUCCCAGUCAGGGAAAGAUAUCCUGCUGGGACGACCUGUCUCCGUGUUACCCAGCUUUGAGGGUUGAAGAAGGGACAAUGUUGCUUCGUUGGCAAAAUCUGCCUUCCGUCUCUGACACUCUGUAGUCUGGUCCUCAUUGACCGGAAAUUUGCUGAGCUCAUUACUCUGCAAGUCGUAUGCAAGCAGCUCCUCCACACAUAACUUGCCUGUGUUAGGCAUUUGGCUACUCCGAAAAAUAAUGGCACUUUUGCCUCUUGGUUAGUGCAUCCUCUAGGCAGGACUGGCUAAUCUGUGGUCCGUCAGAUGUUGUUGGGCUACAACUCACCACAGCCCUGGCCAUUGAUUUUGUUGGCUGGGGCUGCUGGAAUUGGAGUCUAAUAAUAUCUGAAGGGCUGUAUAUUAACCACCCCUGCUGUAGCCCUAGGAAGUUAUUCCCUCAAGCAUCUUUGCUGUCUGAAGGAAUGCUUCUCUGCCUUUGCUAAACCCAGAGCAGAAGGAGAGGGAUGGAGGCUUUUUCUUAGCAGACUGUACAGGUGAAACUCGGAAAAUUAGAAUAUUGUGGAAAAGUUCAUUUAUUUCAGUAAUUCAACUUAAAAGGUGAAACUAAUAUAUGAGAUCGACUCAUGACAUGCAAAGCAAUGUCAAGCCUUUAUUUGUUAUAAUUGUGAUGAUCAUGGCGUACAGCUGAUGAAAACCCCAAUUUAACAAUCUCCAAAAAUUAGAAUAUUAAAUGAAAUCAGAAGAAGAAGAAGAGUUUGGAUUUGAUAUCCCGCCUUUCACUCCCCUUCCGGAGUGUCAAAGCGGCUAACAUUCUCCUUUCCCUUCCUCCCCCACAACAAACACUCUGUGAGGUGAGUGGGGCUGAGAGACUUCAAAGAAGUGUGACUGGCCCAAGGUCGCCCAGCAGCUGCAUGUGGACGAGCGGAGACGCGAACCCGGUUCCCCAGAUUACAAGACUACCGCUCUUAACCACUACACCACACUGGCUCUCAGCAAAACAAGGACUGCAAAUAGAGCAAUAUUGGACCUCUGAGAAGAAGCAGCAUGCAUAUGUACUCAGUACUUGGUUUGGGCCCCUUUUGCCUCAAUUCCUGCCUCAAUGCGGCGUGGCAUGGAUGCUAUCAGCCUGUGGCACUGCUGAGGUGUUAUGGAAGACCAGGAAGCUUCAAUAGCAGCCUUCAGCUCUUCUGCAUUGCUUGGUCUCAUGUCUCUCAUCUGUCUCUUGGCAAUGCCCCAUAGAUUCUCUAUGGGGUUCAGGUCAGGCGAGUUUGCUGGCCAAUCAAGCACAGUAAUCCCAUGGGCACUGAACAUUUCCACGAUAUUCUAAUUUUCUGAGUUUCACCUGUACAUUUACCAGGAAAAACAUCAACUUCCUCACCACUAUUGCUCCACUCAAAGUAGUCAUCUGGGCUGGGCAUGGCUGGUGACAAGAGACUAUGACCCACCAGGCUAUUGUGAUAGGUUCUUUCUUGAGACUGCAAUGUGUAAGCUAGGGGAGAAGGGGAAGCAAGUUCUGAACUUUAUCACACAACUUGUAUUCUGAAUUGCAGUCUCUGUCUGGGACACUGACUAGGAUGCUUUUGCCGUAGCUGGUUCCCUUCAGCAAAGCUCCAGAAUCAUCCUCCUAUAGGUGUGUUUCCAGUUCAAACACUUGUUUCCUUGGGGAGCGUCUCAACAUAGAAGCAGCAUGGCCUUGUUCUCCAAGCCAACAGAAGGCAAUGAUAGCAACUGCGGCCAUUGGGGCAUGGAGCACCAUCACUGACACUAGGCUUGCCAUACGUCAGGAAAAUUCCUGACAUGUCCUGGUUUCUGGGUGUAAAAAUGGCGUUGGGGGGAAUUUUGCAGAAUUGGUGAAAUGUCAGCGAUGUAUGGCAACAUGAUGGGAGAAGCAGUGGAAACAGCUCAAAAAAGUACUCUUUUGGGGAUAGGUUUCCCCCAAAAAUUUACUUUUUGAAAUACGGCAACCCUACUCACCCAAUCCCUUCACUCCCCUGCAACGUCUUCACUGGCCAGUCUUUAUGUAAGGUCUUAUAUAAUAGGAGAUCAUUGCUGCAAAAAAGGUGAAGGAAAGGAAAAACCCCUGUAUUGAAAACUGCAUUGCCAUAUUUUUAAGGCAAAUAUUUGAUUUACAGUGGAUUAAUGUACUCAGAUGGACUGUCUAAUCCAGAAAGGUCAGGUUGGACCAGACAAAAUGACCUACGUCACCCAACACUGUACUCUUCUUGACAGUGGACUAAAAUAUUUUAGCUAUAUUUUCUUUUAAUCAGGAGGCCAGCUAAGGAGCAAAUAUCUUAACACAGCUAUUUGUGCAUGAUAGUAGUGUAUAUAUAGCAACAAUCAGCUUGAAUUAUCUACUCCAGUUAAUGGUCUUUGAAACAUUCCAGUUCUUGCUUGCAGCUGACUUCCUUUCCGAGUUCUUUGUUCCAAAAUCUUCCUCCAAAAAAUGAUGAUCUCUGCUUCUUGGAGGAUUAAAUGCUGGCACCAUUUCCUGUGGUUUAUGAUAUUUGGGGUGCUUUUCUUAAACCACUGUAUUUCAGUUUAAUCAAAAGCAGGUAAUUCAAAUCAAAAUACCCAAAGAUUACAAAAUAAGAUCCGCUACUGGUUGAUGGGACUUCAGAUAAAAUAAAUGAGAAUUUCUUAGCCUCCACCCAGUUUUCUGGGGUGAAAAACAUGCUCCAUGUGCACUUUUCAUUGUGCAAUUUACACAUAAGUGUACAUGGUAGUCCUUCUAUGACAUCUGUAAAGUGUCUCCAAAUUUCAGACAGUAGGGACUUACCAUUUUCCUUCUGGAAACAAAAAACCGUCUGGGGCAUAAAAUACCCCAGAAAUGCAUUGAGUUUUGCCAUUAGGGUGUGUUUAUUACUGUAGACUAUGCUGGAAGAUUAGGAUACCCCAUCAUUUUUCCAUAGGAAAAUGGUCUGAGAAACGUCAGGAAACCAUGGGUGUGUGUCAGCAGGUUGGCACAAAGCACAUGAUGUUGUCUGGGGACCAAGCAUAGUUGUCUUGCAGGUUUCUGAAUGGGGUGACAAACAUACCUCAAAAAACUGUUAUUGUUAGUUUUCAGCUGAAAGGCAUUUCUUAAGAUUUUAUGAUAUUUUCAAUAUUUUCACCUUCAAAGAUAGUUUUCGUUGCUUGUUAAAAGGGCAAAUUGUGUUGCUUAUUCCAUGUGCAGGGGCUACUGGUUGCUGCACAGAACAGUUCUACCAUCUCUGAGUGUUUUCUAGUUCUGGGUGCUUUGGUUUUGUCCAGGACGCUUAUUAUUAUUACAAUUUGUUAAAUGUGCACAUCCUCUCACACCACAGAUGUGAAUUAUUUUCUGGGGUCUAAAAUCUCCAACAUCCAUUGGAAAUCUCACGGCAGUAGUAAAAACAUCCUCAAAACCUUUAGUCUGAUUUUCUUUUUGUCUUUUUUAAUACACCGCAAAGAGGAAAUGAAACCAUCAAAUUGAGGAUAAGGGACUGAGCUGCUCCCUUUUCAUACUUCUGUGCAGCCAGCACUAGAAGGUCGUUAGUUCUCCUCUAGGGAGGAAGACACUGCAGAAAGCAGUCAACCAGCAUCAAUCCAAAUAAGCGAAUUGUACUACCAGAAGUAAUGUCACUGCCCUGGAAUGCCUAUGGGAAAUUAUCUUCUAGUUCUGUUUCAGCAAGCUUGUGAUUUUUAAAACACAGCAGUCCUCUAGAUCUGUAGUCUUCAGUUUGAAGGAGCUGGGAAUAUGAAAGCUGCACCUGGAACUGCACUCUUAAGAGUUGUGUCAAAGAGGAAAUUCCAGCAGGUAUUAUUUGUCAUGCAAGUCAGCAUCCAAUACAAAAUAAUAAUAGUUGGCACUUUUAUGCUGGGAAUAUUUCUGGACGUUGAAGGAAAGAAGGUACUGGGAGUGGUUUGGAAAAUUUUCUUGAAUUUAGGGUAGAUCCCAAGGGAGAUGAAUCAGGAGAGCAGUACCAGUAGCUAACUGGGAGGUCUCCCACCAGUGGAGAGCUCAGCUCCAGUUCACUGCAAACUAGAGAACUUUUCAGUUAAUAGAAUUGGCUGCCAAAGAGGAAGCAGCUUACCAGAGCUUGGCUAUAGAGGAAAUUGGAUAUUAUUGACAUGUGUAGGGAGCAUUUGGAAAUCAUCAUGCCAGAAGAAAAUGCUUUUACCAAGGUUGGCGCUAAGGGCUGGCACAAAUGGGCCCACAUCUCAGCAGGAAGCCCCCUGACAAGAGCCCCUGGUCAUGUUCUUCUACCAUUUGCAACCUGCUUGUUUACGGACCUUUCUCUUCUAGCCCAGACAGAGCAGUAGGCCAAGGGGGGUUAGUGGAUGUUGCUGUCUGCUUCCUCAUCAGCUCUUUGGUACUACUGGCUCACCAGACAGUGAUGAAGGAGAGAAAAAUGGCGGUGAGGAACAUGAUUUGUUUCAAGAGGGGGAGCUGUGAAGGGUGCCUUGCCCAAGGACCCUCCAAAAUCUGGACAUGGCACUGGCACCUGAAGGUGUUUCAGCCUGAUCCUGUAACCCCUGGGACUGAAGACUGGCUGCACCUCACUUUCCAGCUCUUGAAAAAGGACUCCUUCGGCAACUGACACCUUCUGCAUCAAUGGCUGCCUUGUGCUCUUCUUAGUAAAUUAGAUAUUUAUUACAGAAUUGUGGCCUUUUGCACAGUGAUGCUGUGGAAGAUUGGGUUGCCAUACGUCCGGGAAAACCUGGACAUGUCCUCUUUUGGGGGGCCAACAUUCAUUUUUUUGUUUUUUUGUUUAAUAAUUUUUAUUAAUUUUCCAUUAAAAAUAUCCAGUCAAUAACAAAUCAAAUCAAAUCAUAAUCCAAUUCAAAAAAAGAAGAAGAAGACCAAAUUACAAUCCAAAUUAUUAAUUACUAAAUUUCAAACAGAAUUCCCAUAUUCUGGGCCUCUGAAGAAUCAUCUCACACAAUUAUAUACUUCUGCUUUCUUCUUGUUGUGCUCAUAUUUUCCACAUUCCGAUCUUAAACUCAAAAGUCCUCAGUCCCUGGUUGAUCGAUUCUCCUCAUGUUAAACAGCCAUGCGUCCUUUCAUCUGCUAAGUACAGUUUGGUGUGUGUAUCCAGGCAGAUUUUUACAUUUUAAAGGAAAUGUCUGGGUUUUUCGGGCUCAGGCUGUUUUGCUCACCAUGCAUGCCUCUUUCGCUGGCUCGGGCUGCCCUCUUUUUUGCUCUUCAUGAUACGGUUCUUCAUGCUUUGCUGUGAACCACUUUGAAUGUAGUAUAUAUUGAAUGACUGAAAUCACUGAAGAAGAGGCUUGGUCCCUCUAUACCAGUGGUUUUCCAAGGGUGUGGUGUCUCACAUUAGUGUGAGAGGUGAGGAUGGCAAGUGUGGCAGAAAAAGAUUCAAGGACAAUCAAAGAAACAUUUAAACAUUUCAGUGUAGUGUAGUAUCAAAAUGCGUGGUCCUCUUUUUGUAGAAUACAGACAGAUAUCUUUUCCAAAUGAGAGCAAGAACAUCAAUUGAUACUAAGGACAAUCCUAGAUGUGAUCCAGAAUCACUGUUCAAACAUUUAUAAUUAUAUUUUGGGACUAUUCAUCUUCUUACGUAGCUGCAUUGUUUUAUGCUUUUUGGGUGUCCUAUGAUCAUAAAAUAAAGUAGUUGUGUUCUAGGUUUUAAAUCAAGCACUGCUAGGUGCAGUUUCUUUUUGUUUUCCUUUUUUCAUAAUAUUUUAUUGAGCUUUCCAAAUUAAUAAUCCAAUAAGAACCACAUUAUAUUCUGAAUUACAAUACAAUAAAAAGGGCCGAAUAUAUUGCCAAAUUAUAUAUCUUUGGGUGACUUCCCAUGCUCUGAAUUUCACGGAGUGCUAAUCUGUUUCCUUUUGUUUUCCAACGUAUUUCUUCUCAAUUUAAAAAAAAUGGUGUGGUGCGAACAAAUCUUCAUUCUGAAAGUAUGACCCAGAGAAAAAAGUUUGAGAACCACUACUCCGUACUGAAACCGGCUGUAUAGACCAGCAGAGCCAACACUGUACUGUCUGGAUAUAGUUGGGCUCCCAGCUUCCAUCACCCCCAGCCAGAAUGGCCCAGGGUCAAGGAUGCUAUGUUUGCUGGAACAUGGCUGUUACUAUUAAAUAGCCACUUAAGUACAUCAGAACCACGCAAGAUUUCUUUUUUAAAAUUAAUAAUAAUACUCCAUCUGCUGGGAAGCAUUCUAAGGACUGUACUGCAAAGGGUGAACAUGAGAUGUGUGUGAUAUUGAUAGACUUUCUUCCAAGGUUGAACCUUAGUAUAAUGAGAAUCUGAUCUGCUGAUAAGAUAGUAGCAUGAGCUAGAUUCCUGCACAGGUAGGGAUAUCAUUUUAUUCCUGCAAAGCUUCUAGUGACCAAGAUAGACAGGUGAUACCAGAAACAUUUGCUGUUUAUAGAUCCUGUCCUUUUGUGACUCUUGAUAAGUUUAUCUAUCCAAAAUGCAUACCUGAGUGUUGUUGAAUUCAAAGCUGACACGGCAUGAAAUCGCUUUUAGUACUUUGCCCAAGCCAAGCUUGGCAGCGCAGGAUCUUGCAGAAUCCUCAUCCUUGUGAAACUCUUUCUACAUUUUUCUCCUCAAGCCCAAAGUUCCUUGAAAGCCAUCAUGGUAGGAAAGUGAGUUUUCAGGGUGAAGGGUGGGCUGAAAGGACUAGGAGGACUAUGUUGGAACCAGGCUUACUGACCCAUGCAGUACGCUUCCUGAAUUGCUCAAACACUAUAUUCCCUCAUGUGUGUCUAUAUUAUGUGAGAGCCUUUUCCAGAGGAAGUCACACGUGAAACUUGAAUGUGAGGUCUGCAUGCCAGAUUUGAGCUGCCCCAUAGAUUUGGCCCAGGGUUCCUUAGGCAGAUUUGGUCAACGUCUUUGACUGGGUCUGUGGGCUAUUCUCUGAUGAAUGCCAUCUCCUAUGGCUGGCUGGGCAUGUAGGAAGCCACUCUGUGGAGUAUGUAAUGUAGUUUUGGAUUUUGGCAACUUUCUCUGCUUUGGCCAUGAUGGUCCCUGACUAGGCAUUCAAAAAAUGAUCGAAGCCUCGUUCCUGUCAUGGCCUGUGUUGUUGUUGUUUAGUCGUUUAGUCGUUUAGUCUUUUAGUGGUGUCUGACUCUUCGUGACCCCCUGGACCAGAGCACGCCAGGCACUCCUGUCUUCCACUGCCUCCCACAGCUUGGUCAAACUCAUGCUGAUAGCUUUGAGAACACUGUCCAAACAUCUCAUCCUCUGUCGUCCCCUUCUCCUUGUGCCCUCCAUCUUUCCCAACAUCGGGGUCUUUUCCAGGGAGGCUUCUCUUCUCAUGAGGUGGCCAAAGUAUUGGAGCCUCAGCUUCAGGAUCUGUCCUUCCAGUGAGCACUCAGGGCUGAUUUCAUGCAGAAUAGAUAGGUUUGAUCUUCUUGCAUUCCAUGGACUCUCAAGAGUCUUCUCCAGCACCAUAAUUCAAAAGCAUCCAUUCUUCGGCAAUUAGCCUUCUUUAUGGUCCAGCUCUCUCCCAGUCAUGGCCUGUAGUGGGGUUUAAACUGGCCUCCUGCUUCCUACACACCUGUUACACAGCGAAGUAAUAGAAAGUGCACCUGUAAGAGAUGGUGUUGUGGCUUCUUCCUUUGUCGGCUCUCCCUGUUCUUCCUUUCCAUACCUGGAAAAAGCCUCCUUUGAUCUUGGUAAGUUCAUGGCUGCGGUACCUUUAUUUAGGUACCAUACGGGGUCAUAGCCACAUCAAAAAUGGAUCGCAAUAACAGCACACUCAAAUGGAUGGUGAAAAUUUAAGAAAGGUGUUCCCCAAUGCAUGUUAGAGUUAAAGCUGGAUCUGAGGUUGGAAAUGGGUGACAUAAAGGGAAUCAAACAAUGUUUGUGGGGAUUUCUGGAGACUUGUGUUUGUGGGCUCCUUCUCCUUGUAGCUCAUGCAGUUGGGCCUCACUGAAGAUAGUGGCCUUGCUUCUGUGUAAAUAGGCAUAGGAUUGUGCUGCUUGCCAAUGCAUGUUGGACUGUUUAAAUAAUCCUUCACCAACCACCAAGGGGAACAGUUCCUACAGCAUUCCCGUGUGGUUGUUAUUGAUAUAUUUGACUAUAAAUUAAAAUUCAGGGGUGGGGGGGGUGAAAUGUAUUUCAGUAUAAAGGAUAGACUUGAGUUAUUAUUUUUUUAAGGCCAAGGCUCUAGAGUGCCUUUACGACAAAUAACUAGAAUAUUUUUUUAAUAACUCUCAAAUAGUGCAACCAUUUGUAUUGCUAUAUAAUUGCAUUAUACUCAAACUCAACAGAGUUUUAAACUAAUGAGCUGGGAAUAGUUUCUGCUGCUGAUGUUGCUUCCAGCUAAAUAGAAAACUGUCUAUUACAUAUAAUGAAAACAGGCUUGAAGCUCUUCUAAUGUGUAAACGACAAGUGCAAACUGUCAAACUAGUACCUGCAUUUGGGAGGGGAACAAAGAUAUUUUCGAGAAUCACUUGCCUCUAAUUCAUGUAAUAUGAACUAUUUUGGCAAAGAUGGAAAAUAUUUAUUUUUUCCCCGUAGGAUUGUUGGGUUUUCUGUUAUGGGUGGGAUUCAGUGCUGCGCUACAAUGAACGAUUCUUCUGCACAAACACUGCAGCUUGCCAGGGGAACAAUUGCCUCCUCUCCCCCCAUGUGAUGUUCUUGGGGGUUCUCCUUACACACACACUCCAAGCCUAUUGUGAAGAAGUAUCUGAAGAAGUGUGCAUGCACACGAAAGCUUAUACCCAGAACAAACUUAGUUGGUCUCUAAGGUGCUACUGGAUAAUUUUUAUUUAUUUAUUUAUUUAUUUAUUUAUUCCCAAGCCAAUUGUGAGGAGACGGGGGCACAAAGAGGGGAGUGGAGUGGGGAAAACCCCCAUUGUGAAGUUUUUGUGGAGGGGCUUCCACUUAUAGGACUUGCUAGCUGAAUUCCACCUCAUGUCUUUGAGGAACCACCCUGCAGGAAACAAAACAAGCUCUGAUAGAAGCAAUACUUCAGUACAACAGCUUUCUGAAUGCCGACUUGUUCGCCGUGGGCAAACCUUUUAUGAAUGAAAAGGUUAAUCUGAGUGAAUGUGAACUGAAUGAGUUCAUUUUGCAAAAGGACAAAGUUGAACUGGUCCCUGAUUGGAUAGAAUGAACUAGAACUAGUUUAUUUCAAAAUGAAAUUUCCAAACACCAACUGUUCUUCCGUAAGGUCAGCUUCUGGAUAUUCCUAAAGAGUUGUCAGGAACAAGAUAAGGAAGCUUGAUGGGUCCUUAACCCUCACCUUUAAUUUUUAUUGUUUAAAAACUAUACAGCGUAAAUUAGAACAAUAGAAUGCCUAAAGAUUUUUAGACUAUAUCUAAAUUUAUAACAUCAAAAACAAAGUGGGAAGUUUGCAUUUUUAAACAAACUGUGCAACAUGUACUGAAACAUAGAUUGCAAGACUGCACAUUUAUACUAAUAUUAAAACACUGAGAAAGUUGCUCAUUAGGAUAUAGUUGAUGGGCCCUUAACACAAGUCAGCUGUGCACAAAAGGCUAACUUAUGUGUCUUCAGAACAAAGGCAAAGGCCGUUGCUCUGUGAAUCUUUGUGCUGUAUCAUUAGUAGUGAUUAAUAAUCACAGGCUAUGGAAGGAAUGCAUGCAGUCUUACCUGUGAAAGCAUAUAUUUGCCUGUGUGCUAUAAAAAGAAUCGGAGGCUUGGAAACUUAUCUAUACUUCCAGGCACACACCCAGCUUCAAAAGUAAAAAGAUCAUCAAAAUGUUAUGGAUCAGAUUCCACCUUUCAAAGCCAAACAUCAAAGGCACACAGCCAGCCACGUAGAAGGCAAAAGGAACUCUUUGACCAGAGAAAAGAAAAUAUCUAGUUUUUCCCCAUGGAGAGGACAGUGUUUUGGGUUUUGGGUGUUAAGCUGGGUGCCAGACCCCUCUAAUCCUUGGAUCCAGCAAAUGUUAGAAUUUUAUCAAGGCUUCUAAUUCUUGGAAUAACCUCCUGGUGAGGUGGUAGAAGGUGAUGAGCCAUUAAGGGGGGGGGGGUUAAGGGGCUCAGUUAGUGAUGUAUGGAAGUGAAAGCUGGACCAUAAAGAAGGCUGAUCGCUGAAGAAUUGAUGCUUUUGAAUUCUGGUGCUGGAGGAGACUCUUGAGAGUCCCAUGGACUGCAAGAAGAUCAAACCUAUCCAUUCUUAAGGAAAUCAGCCCUGAGUGCUCACUGGAAGGACAGGUCCUGAAACUGAGGCUCCAAUACUUUGACCACCUCAUGAGAAGAGAAGACUCCCUGGAAAAGACCCUGAUGUUGGGAAAGAUGGAGGGCACAAGGAGAAGGGGACGACAGAGGAUGAGAUGGUUGGACAGUGUUCUCGAAGCUACCACAGCAUGAGUUUGACCAAACUGCGGGAGGCAGUGGAAGACAGGAGUGCCUGGCAUGCUCUGAUCCAUGGGGUCACGAAGAGCCAGACAUGACUAAACGACUAAACAACAACAAGGGGCUCAGUGUGAGACAGCAAAUGGGUGGAGCCCUCUCCCUCAACAGAAAAAGCCAGAGUUCAGAGAUGUGAGGAGCAGUGAUGUGACAUAGGAAGGAAAGCAGCAAGCUGGAGAGAGAAAGGCAGAGCAAUGUCUGAGAGCAAUGUCUGAUUUCUGUUUGAUUCCCAAGCUGUUACUAUGGGUGAAACCGCUUUUGGGGUGUGAAUGCUGUGAACCUCUCCACUGUAGGCUCAGGUUGCAUAUAAAGUCUUCACAGUCUCUGCUGUGCCUCAUUCCCAAAAGGAAACAUGAACCCCGAGUAAGUACAUGGAACCCCUCGCAGCGCUCCGAGAUUGGGGUGGCCUGCAACUGGGUCUCUUUUCGUCCGCAGCCAGAGCUCACCAGAGCUCAGCUCCGGCACCUCUCAAGUGGGUGCCUUUGCCAUUCCAAGAGAACAAGGGAGAAGUUCAUGGUGAGCCCUGGCACCCUUUUUUUCUAGAAAAAUAGCACUGUGUCCAACAAUAUGUAUGGUGCCAAGUCUUCUUGCUUUCAUGAGACACACACUUUGCAAUAUUUCUGAGAGCAGCAGUUCAGAUGAUGGCCUGGGGUGGUAUUUUUAUUGUUGGUUAAGUAGGCAUGUUAAUCGUUUCUUUACCUCAUUCAGACAACACUAUCCUUCACCUCACUUUUCCUCUGCUACUGCUAUUGGCGUGUUAGUUGUAUAAUGUUUGGGGAUCUGGAAGCAAAGUCACUGAGUGCUCUAAUUCCUGGGACUUCCAGAGCCUUUUCCCCCCUUACUAUUUUAUUUUUGAACAGCAGACAUGUUAUCUCACAAUCCCUUUUUGAUAAUCCACUCAGUUUCAAAUGAGAGAUACAGUUCCAAAGCUAGCUACACAGUACAUCCCAGACAAUACAUUAAAAACCUGUCCAUUUUAUUAUUUGAUACACAGUGCAUACACAGACACUGAUGUAGCUACCAGGUGUUACAUUGCUGAGUUUUGCAAAUGCUGAGUUAAAUAUUUAAAAAUCUGUGAAGCAGCGUGGUAGUUUUAUUUUGAACACAGGUGCUGUUGAAUGCUUGGAACCUAAAGUGUAUGUAGUAAAACCAGUCAGUAUAUGUUCUUAGGAUUGUGGCACAAGCUUCAGAGCUGUUAGAACAGAGGUGGCUACCCUUUGGCUCUUGAUAUGUUGGACUUGAGCUCUCAUCAGCUCUGGUCCACAUGGCCACAGGUUGGCUCCCACCUCUCAAGUUGGAAUAUAAGAAGUUGCCUUCUUCUGAGUCACACUCUUGGUCCAUGUAGCUCAGUACAGUGAUACCUUGGUUUACGAACAGCCCUGUUAACAAACUAUUCAGUUUACGAACUCUGCAAAACUGGAAGUAGAGUCCCGGUUUGCGAACUUUACCUCAGUCUGAGAAUGGAAGCCAAACGGUGGAGGGCACUGGUGGCGGGAGGCCUCAUUAGGGAAAGAGCACCUCGGUUUAAGAAUGGUUUCAGUUUAAGAAUGGACUUCUGGAACGGAUUAAGUUCAUAAACCAAGGUACUACUAUACUGUCAACAAAGCAGCUCUGCAGUUUCAGACAGGUAUCCUUCCCAGCCAUACCUGGACUUGCCCAGCUCAUCAGCUAGAGAGACAGAGAUGGAUGUUGACCCAGGUAGAAUGAGCAACUGCAGUUGCUUUUUUUUAAUAAAAAAAACCAUUGAAAAUAAAUAAAGAUACAAUUAGCAUGAUUUAUUUGGAUUAGUUGAGGUCUGGAGUAUUAAUAGGUUUGAAACUGAGUGGAAAUUUUUGAAAUGUCCAGUAAUAUUAUGCACCUGCUCUUUUGUGUGUUUCUCUUUUGUGUUUGGAUUGCAUAGUUUAUUUAUAUCGAUAUUUUAUAAAAAUCUGAAGUAUAUUUUAAAAAUCAGCUCAAUAAUAAAACAACAACAACUGCAGCCGUUUGGCACAGAUGGAAUGUGACACUUGCUCGUGGAAUUUAAUGCACAUUAUCCUCUGCUUGUGUGUGUGGUUAAAUAAUCAAUUUCUGCUUGACCUGGAUAAGGUUUGGAGAGGAAAUCCAUAAGCAAAUAUUGCCUUGUGGGCUAACGGAGCUAACAGCACGUAAAUGCUUUACCAGAGCUUCUACAGCAAUGAUAAAUCACCAGUCCCUUAAUUUUUCUUUAAAAAGCAACAACGUGUUCUGUACUCAGCAAACUCACAGAAUAAAACAGACACACACUUGAAUGUCCCUAUCUUCAUCCGAGAAAUGUUGGAGGGUAUUUUAAUGUCAGGAUUCAAACUGUGGGCUCAGGUGUUGCUUUGUUAUAGUGGAGGCUGACAACUGCUUCCCUUCCCCAAGUGUUUGAGGCAGUAGUAGUAGUAGUAGAAGUAGUAGUAGUAGUAGUAGUAAGCAUGCUGUUAGCUUUUGAAGGUGCUCAUUAUUAGUAGGAUGUUGAUAUUGUGCAUCAGCCUUCACUAACUUGGUGCCCUCCAUAUGUUUUGGACUACAGCCCCUGCGUCAUGCUGGUGAUACGAAGGGCACCAUAUUGGAAAAGGCUGGUGUACAUCUGCAAAUGUUUCUAUUUUAUCUAAGCUACUUUAUUGGAUCACCUAUCAACUGUUGAGGCCAUUAUUAAAUGCAGUAAUAUCCAGCUUACACCUGACUGUGAGUUCUUUACAGUACUAGUACAGUGGUACCUCGGGUUAAAUACUUAAUUCAUUCCGGAGGUCCGUUCUUAACCUGAAACUGUUCUUAACCUGAAGCACCACUUUAGCUAAUGGGGCCUCCUGCUGCCACUGUGCUACCGGAGCAUGAUUUCUGUUCUCAUCCUGAAGCAAAGUUCUUAACCUGAGGUACUAUUUCUGGAUUAGCAGAGUCUGUAACCUGAAGCGUCUGUAACCUGAAGCGUAUGUAACCCGAGGUACCACUGUAUCUCAAGAGCUGCUAGAGCUGCGAUAGCAUGCGCAGAGCUAUUGGUUCUCAUUGACUCAAACACCGUAAGCAGAGCUACUGAUUCACACAUGCAUGUUCUCUUUCAAUUACUGCAGUAAAAAGUGGCAGCUUUGUGUGUUUGUCUGUGUGUAUGAACGAGCCAUCAGAGGGAAAAUGCCGCAGGCAGAAUUUUGGAAUGAGAUGCUUUCCUGUGGAGUCAGAUUACACAUUCAGCUGCCAGGCAGCAAAAUGUAGGUGUGUAUUAGAAAUGGCUUCCAAUCUGUCAUGUUACCAAAAAGAGUGUUAUGGAGAAGAACUGGAAGGAGGGAAAUUGUGCAAAUUGAUGGUGAUUUGGCUGUAUGCUUAUUUUGGGUGGCAUCUAAUGCUCUUCUUGGGAAGCCAGUAAGUUCAGUGUAACCUCUCCCCUCAUGUAAACCUGCUUGAUCACCACAAAUUAAAAGAUUUAACCUGUGCUUAAUAGGAUUUCACCCCUCAGGUUGCUGAGUUUCCCUGUCUCUGACUGCAGAAUAAUUCCUGCUUCAUUUUUAUAUUAUUCAAGCGGGCCAUUUUUGAAGGAAUACAGGUAGCAACGUUCCCUCAGGCUUUUGGCAGUGUGCAUUUGAAUUUCAUGGAGUAGUAAUGCAGCAGAUCUUGGCAGACCUCCCAGCCUUUGGUUCAGGCGUGACUGCAGUAACAAUUAAAAGCAGAGGUGUGAGGAGGGGCAGAACCAGAAUCCUGAUUCCAAAGGGCCGUUUGUUCUUUGCAGCUAGGAAAGGAGUGGAAACUGCAGGUCACAGCUAAAAUUCUACCCCCAAACAAACAGAACUUCAAACAGCUGAAAUCUCCCCAUACAAUAUUGGGGAUUGCUUCACUUCAGUGGGAAGAGAAUUGGAUAUAGUUGUGCAAGAGGAGCCAGUAGAUAUUUGGGAGUAAAAAUAACAAGUAAAAUAGGAGACCUGAACAAAAAUAAUUGCAGAAUCUCUGUGCCAUGAAUUUAGUAAUUUGCUCCUGUAAUGGGAAAACUACUUUUGUCUUUGCUAAACAGGGUGUCCACAGUUGAAAUAGCGUUGUACAUCUUUCCCUGGUCACUUAUAUCUGUGGAUAAAGAUCUGCUGAUGGUGCCACACCUCUCUGCAGUGCAACAUGCAGUGGCUCAUACGUAUACUAGAGUAACCAGCUCUGGCACUUUGUGGUACUUUGUUGUUUAGUCGUGUCCGACUCUUGGUGACGCCCUGGACCAGAGCACGCCAGGCACUCCUGUCUUCCACUGCCUCCCGCAGUUUGGUCAAACUCAUGCUGUGGUAGCUUCGAGAACACUGUCCAACCAUCUCAUCCUCUGUUGUCCCCUUCUCCUUGUGCCCUCCAUCUUUCCCACCAUCAGGGUCUUUUCCAGGGAGUCUUCUCUUCUCAUGAGGUGGCCAAAGUAUUGGAGCCUCAGCUUCAUGAUCUGUCCUUCCAGUGAGCACUCAGGGCUGAUUUCCUUCAGAAUGGAUAGGUUUGAUCUUCUUGAAGUCCAUGGGACUCUCAAGAGUCUCCUCCAGCACCACAAUUCAAAAGCAUCAAUUAUUUGGCGAUCAGCCUUCUUUAUGGUCCAGCUCUCACUUCCAUACAUCACUACUGGAAAAACCAUGGCUUUAACUAUACGGACCUUUGUUGGCAAGGUGAUGUCUCUGCUUUUUAAGAUGCUGUCUAGGUUUGUCAUCGCCUUUCUCCCAAGAAGCAGGCGUCUUUUAAUUUUGUGACUGCUGUCACCAUCUGCUGUGAUCAUGGAGCCCAAGAAAGUAAAAUCUCUCACUGCCUCCAUUUCUUCCCCUUCUAUUUGCCAGGAGGUGAUGGGACCAGUGGCCAUGGUCUUCGUUUUUUUGAUGUUGAGCUUCAGACCAUAUUUUGCGCUCUCCUCUUUCACCCUCAUUAAAAGGUUAUUUAAUUCCUCCUCACUUUCUGCCAUCAAGGUUGUGUCAUCUACAUAUCCAAGGUUGUUGAUAUUUCUUCUGGCAAUCUUAAUUCCAGCUUGGGAUUCAUCCAGCCCAGCCUUUCGCAUGAUGAAUUCUGCAUAUAAGUUGGCACUAGUUCUCUGCAAUUUUAUCAUUUUUCCUGAUGUUUUCCCUCUUACUCAUCUUUAUCCAGCUAAUAGACUCUGUUGUUAUUAAUUCCAGUUCAGGUAGGAACUACACUGGUUUUUUUAGCAUCUGGACAAUGCCACCCAUAUACAAGCUUAUGUUUUCAAUAUUUUUACAGAUGUUUUGCUCCAUUUUCUCCUAUUCCUUUUCCUUUUUAAUUUCCUUUUUAUUCAGUUUCAUUUUCACUUAUUGUUUCAUUUUCUUUUUUCUUUUUUUCCUUUUUCCUUUUCUGCUUUUCUUUUAAUUUGCCAGGCAUUCUAAAUCUAAAAUAAAUAACAAAACUAACAAACCAACUUCAUCUACCUUUUGGUAGGUCAGUAAUUUUAAAGAAAUUAUUGCUUUUGUCUAUAGACCAUUAAGAAAUUAAAAGGUUCAAGUGUUUCAAAAUAGAAAAGAAAAGAAAGGCCAUUCAAAAAUUUCAAAGGCUUUUUCUUUAUCUAUAAUGUCAGCAAGAUGUCCUUUAAAGUUUUGGACUUAUAAUCUCUGAUGGUAUGUUAUAUUUUCCUAUGUUGUUGCUCAUUUUUCUCUUCCAUUAAAACACUGUUUGAUCUUAAUGUGUAUAUUUAUAUCCAAUACUAUUUAACAUCCUUGCUAAGAUACUGGUAAAUAUUUUUAGUCAUCCUUUAAAAGUGAUAGACUUGUAUAAUAAGAUAGUAAUACCAGAUCUUUACCUUUUUUAAAGGAAACACUGCAGUUAUGCUUCUUGCCUUGAUUAUGCCAACCUAUUUUUCAUCAGGAUAUUGCUUUUCAAUGGGGGGGUUUGAAUAGGUUUUAUUUAUAGUAAGUUUGAAAGGGUUUUAUUAUACUAUUAUAUUUACCACUCAGGACCUGGGGCUUUGUUCUCCUCUUAAAGACUUAAUGGAUUCCAAUAUGUAUUUAUUUCAAAUGGGUUUAUCCAGUAAUUACAAUCUGAAGAAGCAAAAAAAUUAUACCAACCAAUUUACUUCAGUAAACACAAGAUCUUUCAAUGAGGGAAUAAGCAGAGGAAUUGCAGAUCAUUUGAAGAAAAAACAACAGAUGGAACAAAUUCUCCCAAUAACGAGGGGAAAUGAUACAGCUAAAUCUCUUUAUAUCAGCACAUUUAAAUAAUAUAGUACUCUAAGUUAUAGAAGUCAAACAACCCAGAUAAAGAAGAAAUAGUGAAGUUUAUAUGUGAAAUAAAUAACAGGAAUAUUUGAAUUCUUGCAAUGCUGAAAAAUGGAUUUGCCAAGUCUCUUUUGGACUAUCAAAUGUUUUUUAAAAAGGCAUUGGAAAGCGUGAUAACAUUGGCACCCUGAAGUUUUUAAAUACACACACACACACACACACACACACACACACCCUUUCCUGAUGAUCAUUGUGAACUGGAAUCUCUGAUAGCUAUCAUUAGAGCAGAUUCAUAGGCAAUUAGUUUGUUAAUGAGCUGCUAAAAACAUACAUAUUAAGGUGGACAGCCCAACUGAACAUAUGGUUUCACUAGAGCAGUAUUCUAUUUUACUAUUUUCCCAAAGGUAUGAAAAGAGGUGAGUUUUGUUAGUGGCCCUGUUCUCUUUCUUCCCCCUCUCCCAAAUAUAGGACAGGAUGGACUUGUAUUGGAUUGUUUUAUAUUUUGCUGUGGCUUUUUCAUUUACAUCAAACUCUGGAUUUUCUAAUUUCAGGUGUUAACUAUGGAUAUUUUCCCUCUGGUACAAAGAAAAAAACCAUGUUUGGGUCCAUCAAAUUUAUAUUCUAAACAGACUUGUGUGGAAGGAUUGCUUGUAGGAAAAAAAAUGCAAUUAAAUUUAGUACAUCUCAAAACGACAUUGGCAGUGAUUUGGAUUAAGACUCACAGAACUUUUAGAAGGCCCAGAGAGCAAAAGAAUCAAUUAAUUUAAAGAGAAUCUGAUUGCAUCCAGUGUGAGCAGCCUAAUUCAGAGUAACUAGUAGGGCUCUUAAGUCUGUGAGAGGGUAUAAUAUUGUCCAGCGACACAGUGCUAUUAACAAGCCAACUUUUGUGCUGGGUGGGUUUCAUGCACAACAGCUCUAAGCUUAUGGUAGUCAGGAGGGAUUCUAAAGGUAAAGGGACCCCUGACCAUUAGGUCCAGUCGUGGCCAACUCUGGGGUUGCGGCGCUCAUCUCGCUUUAUUGGCCGAGGGAGCUGGCGUAUAGCUUCCAGGUCAUGUGGCCAGCAUGACUGAGCCGCUUCUGGCGAACCAGAGCAGCGCACAGAAACGCCAUUUACCUUUCCGCCAGAGUGGUACCUAUUUAUCUACUUGCACUUUGAGGUGCUUUCAAACUGCUAGGUUGGCAGGAGCAGGGACUGAGCAACGGGAGCUCACCCUGUCGUGGGGAUUCGAACCGCCAACCUUCUGAUCGGCAAGCCCUAGGCUCUGUGGUUUAACCCACAGCGCCACACACGUCCCAGGAGGUAUUCUAGUAGGUGCUUAAAGGUUAAAGCAGAAGGCAGCUGCCUGAAUCUCUAUUGGCAGAGCAUCCAAUAGGAACCUUCAGACUGGGAUGGGAUUAUGUUCAUACUCUUUAAUGAAAGCACUUCAAACCUAAAAGGGUGACUUGUUUGCCACCAAUUGUCCAUUGUUUAGAAACCCCAUCCUUUCCAAAAUAGACAGCCUAAGAAAGCUGGAUCUUAGGGAGCUCUUUUUACUGUCUUGCCUGAUAAGUCUUCUCCUAUCCUUUAGCCUUUCAGACUCCUCCCUCCGAGUGAAUGUUGCCUCUGCUUCCACUUUUUUUUUUGCUUUUAAAUUGCUUUAUUGAGCUUAAAACAACAACAACACAAAAUCAAAGUUAUCCAUAAUAAAAAAUGAACAACAAACAAAUUAUCAAUAUCUGUUACACUUUAUCACAGUCUUCUUUUGAUUCCAAUGACUUCCUGCCAAUUUCAUGUAGCUUUAAAUAUGUAUUUAUCUAGCGCACUAUUCAUCUCUAUUUUUAAUGAUUACUUAUCAAAGAUAAUGUACUUUCUUAAACUUAUUCAGUGGAUUACAGAAGCUAUUCAAAGGCUGCCACAGACUUCAUACUGUUACAAUCUUUAAUGUAACUUUUAAAUAGAUACCAUUUAUUAAAAAAUACUUGAUCUGCAUGGUCUCUUACUUUUCCUGAUAACUUAGCCAGCUCUGCAUAUUCCAUUAAUUUUUGUUGCCACUCCGACUUUGAUGGUAUUUUCCCUCCUUUCCAGUUUGAGGCUAUUAAAAUUCUUGCGGCCACUUGCGUAGAAAAAUAGUUCCCUUGCAUUUUUUGGAAUGCCAGGACCUAAUAUUCUGAGAAGGAAGGCUUCUGGGGUUUAUAUAUAUAUAUAUUAUUUAUAUAUAUAUAUAUAUAAACACAACCUUAAGCAUUUUUUAAAGUUCCAUAUAUAUUUCAUCCCAGGAUUCCUUAAAUUUUUUGCAUGUCCACCACAUAUGCAGCAUAGAUCCCACUGCUUCUCCACAUCUCCAACUUUUAUUUGAUACGUUUUUGUACAUUUUGGAUAAUUUUAAAGGGGUCCUGUACCAACAAUACUGCAUUUUUUAAAAAAAUCUCUCUGUGUGUAGCAAGCAGUGAAUCUCAUAUUAAUUUUCCAGAGGUUUCCCCAAUCCUUCAUUAAGAUAUUAUAACCAAAGUCCUGUGCCCAUAUUAUCAUGACAGAUUUUACCUCCUUCUCCUUGACUUCCCAUUCAAGGAGGAGUCGGUACAUUUUAGAAAGCGUCUUUACUUUAGAGUUAAUCAGGUCAUUCUCUAGUCUAGAUGGUUCUGUUGUGAAUCCUUUUCUUUUGUCUACUUUGAAUGACUCAUACAAUUGAUGAUAUUGGAGCCAUCGCCGCUGCUUCCACUUAAUAACCUGAGCCAGUGCUUCCUGGGAAUAAUACAGACCACUAAGUCAGACCACUGGGUCCAUCUAGCUCAGCAGUGUCAACAUGGACUAGCAGUGGCUUUUCAGGAUUUCAAACACGGAAUCUCUCCAGCCCUACCUGGAUAGGCUAGGAUUGAACAGGGAAUCUUCUGCAUUCAAGGCAGCAGGUGCUCUUCCAAUGAGCUUUGUCCCUUUCCCAGCAGAAAGUGUUUGAAUCAGUGCUCCACAAAACUAAACUGUGCAUAGGAUUGGGAAAGCAAUUUGGUCGCCUUUGAAGGUUGGUUUCCUUUAGUACUUGGGUGUUGUGUCCCAACGUGUUCUUUCCUCCAGACCAAUAUAAUGUUCUCACCUAUAUUCAUGCAUGCUGCACCCUACUGAAUUCUUUUCAGUAACCGCCUGACAUUGACGGAAUAGCUCAGUCAGUAGAGCAUGAGACUCUUCAUCUCAGGGUCGUCGGUUUGAGCCCCACAUUGGGCAAAAAGGUUCCUCCAUUGACAGUCCAACGCUACAAUGCUAUGAGUCUGUGGCUACCUAGGGAAGAAGCUUGUGCUCUGCUGCAUUUAUUGUUCUGAGUCCUGUUUCUGUCCAGUGAGUAAGAAUCAAAGCAUCAGGGGUGCCAUCUAUGGGGGGCCAAGGGCUCAAAAAAAUUCAAGGAGGGGGCCACCCCCAGUAUUCUGUGGCCUGCCCGCUGGGACUUCCCACAUACACGCAGGCCCUGUUGGGCCUUCCUGCAGCCAUGACAAGUCCUGUCUGGCCUCCUUGCUGCUGCAGAGCUACUGCUGGAUUUAUACAGAUUUGAAACUGAAACUCCAUGUUGUUGUUUUAAAAAAACACCCUUAACAAAGGGCAAGAUCACAUGGCUUGGUUGCCAUGGGGAUCAUUGCUCAGUGUUCUGCGUGAACCAUGUAGCUAGUAACCCAAAUCCACCUUGCUGAGUUUCUGCUGACGCAGGAAUUUGGAGGCUGGAGAGCAAAGGGAAUGGAAUGCUCUCUAUGUCCAUGUGACCUGGUUUAUUUCCAGAGCCAUCUUGGGAAACUUCCGCUUGGUUGCAAACUGGGAAAACGAAAAGGCUACUGUAUAGGAACAUGGUGUUUUUAUAUUUACCCUUAAUGAGGAAAGGCAAAAGCCUGUAAUUGGAGACUCACUUGCUUGUGGUGUUUCUGAAGGAAGAACAUGUCACAUCCCGAUUCUGAGUUUAUUCCAGAUACGCAAAACAAGGAUUCCGUUUACUCGGCCUGCCCAGUAGUAUGUCAAACCAUUCAAAAUCAAAUAAUAAUGCUUUUAUGUUGCUUCUUGGAGUGAGGCAAAGCCAGAUGUUGUAACAGAUGCACGGCUGCUAUCAAGAGCAGCACCCCAUGCCCACCCCAAGCCUGCUUUUUCUCUCUUCUGUAAUGCCUAGUAAUACAGAAAGCAUAACAUGACAUUGAUGGUCUGACUUUUCCCAUCUCCGCUCCCACCUUAUUGGCAGCUGCUUGUAUAUGGAGGAGUUAGCUGUGGAAAUACAUCGCCAUUUGCACCCAGCUGCAUUCUCCUUUAUUCCUGCUCUUGCAUCUGUUGCCAAGAGAAUGAAGCUUUAUUCCCAGACUGCUUGUGAUCACAUUAGCAGGUUGCUGCCACCCUAUCCUUAAUCCCAUUAGACUUCACAAGGGCAUCUGUUUGGCCCAUGUAGCUUGACUAGGGAUAACCCAGAGUUUGCUGUGGGGAGACUUAAGUGCACUUAGCCCAAACACUGAGAACACAUAGAGCCUUCAAGGGCAUUCAUAUUUUACAUUGAUUUAAUGCAGAAAUACGCUUAAAUGGCAUACGUUCUCAUCAAAUGCUGAACGGCCUUCAGCAACAUGUCUAAGGCCACUUAGAUAUUUAAUCUGUAGUCUUCCCCAUUUUCAGAUUGUGACCUUUUAGGGAGCCACCUUUUAAAUGUUCAUCUAUAUCUGGCUAUCUCCUUUCUCUCUCCCCCCUCCUCUUCUCCUUCUCUUGAAGACAUAAGCAACCCUAAACCAAGAAACAGAAAAUAGUGGUAGCACCAUUGAUGAGGCCUACCAUUGGUAGGGGCAAAAUGAAGUUGUGAGUCAUGACCCACCAGUUGGGGACCAAUGAUCAAGGGUAGAGAGUCUGCAGUGCUCCAAAAGUUCAUUGAAUCAUAGAACUGUAGAGUUAGAAGGGACAACGAGAGUCCAACCUCCUGCAAGGCAGGAAUCUUUUGCCCACUGUGAGGCUCCAACCCACAACCCUGAAAUUGAGUCUUGUGCUCUUACUGGCUAAGCUGUUGAACUCCAACUCUCAUCUGCUGGCUGGGGAUCAAGAAUGCUGGGAACUGUAGUCAAGCAAUAUCUGGAGGGAGAGGUAUCUCCAGCCCUGGCUUAAAUGGUCCUCUGUUCUGAUGGAAACAUGGAGCAGAUAAUUCUGUACCCAAAUGAAUCCAUCAUGUAGGAAACUCAUGCUUUAAUUUUGUGCUGCUUGUGUCUAUACAUAUGUAAUGCAUCUCCUCAGCGCAUUCUCAUGAGACCUGCAGAAUAAUCCAUAACCACAUCUCUUAACUUUCACAAAAGGUUAUCUUAUUCAUUAGUCUCUUCCUAGGGCAAGAUGUCAGUAUUUUGUUAAAAGUCCCUCUUGUUCCUUCCUACCUUAUUUUUUAUUAAUAAAGCUUUUUCAUAACACUGUUUUAUGUCCAAUGUUAUGUACUGCUAGCUCUAAACUAAGCUGAAGAUGAUUUCAUGCCUCAUUAGAAGUCAGACAAUUUCAAACAUUUCACUUUCUCCAUUACUGUGUGUUUAAAAUUCCAUACAAAUUAGAAUAAUGCUGAUCACUGCCGUGUAUAAUGAACUUUAACAUGUAGGGGGAGGCCUAAUCAAGUCUGGGUUUUAAGACCAUGCGCUGAGACAGAGGUUAUUGUUCCGAAUCUCUCCCACACUUUGCUGCAAUGGAACCUCUGGGAUUGAUCAUCGACAGGAAGAUCUAUCGCUUCAUAAAAGCAGGACAAGACCCUUGCUGGCUCUGAAAAUGUUUCUAGCCGCCCACACAGAGGCACAGAAAAUGGCUCUGUGGUUUGGAAUCUCUACUCCCCCCUUGGGGUUUAGGUUUUCAAACAGCAGACUCAAGGACGUGCAUUUGGGAUCAGUGUUGCAUUGUGGUGUGCAGCAGGCAUAAAAUAUAAGAAUAAUAAAUGUUACGAGCAAAUAAUGAAUGGAGGGGGUUAAAGUAAUGUCAUUGUUCUGCCGAGAUUUUGAGUGCUCUGCUCGAGGUAAGUCUUUGCUACUUCCUUCUCUCUCGUAGGUGCUUCAGAAGCUGGGGAAAGCUGAUGAAACAAAAGAUGAACAGUUUGAAGAGUAUGUUCUGAACUUCAAAAGGCAAGAGGUCAGAUUCUUUGAUGUUGAUGACGGUUGGCUUUUAUAAGCUUUUUAUGUGUGUUUGCAUGUAAAGUUGUAAGGCAGGAGUGGGGAGCCUGUGGCCCUUUGGAUAGUUGCUGGGCUGCAACACCCAUUGCCCUCGACUGUUGGCCAUGCUAGCUGGAGCUGAUAAGAUUUGUGAUCCAGCAACAUCUGGAGAGCCAGAGGUUUCCCCAUCCCUGUUGUAAGGCAACAUGGGAAACCAAUGCUGGGGGGAAUUGUAGGAGCUAAAGCUUUCAGACUUUGCUCCGUCUGUUUGUCUGUCAUAGAUGAAGAAGAGUUUGGAUUUGAUAUCCCUCUUUAUCACUACCCUAAGGAGUCUCAAAGCGGCUAACAGUCUCCUUUCCCUUCCUCCCCCACAACAAACACUCUAUGAGGUGAGUGAGGCUGAGAGACUUCAGAGAAGUGUGAGUAGCCCAAGGUCACCCAGCAGCUGCAUGUGGAGGAGCGGGGAAGCGAACCUGGUUCACCAGAUUAUGAGUCCACCGCUCUUAACCACUACACACUAGAUCCUUUACCUAUUUGCUAUGGAAUGCCUACAUGUCACCCACAAUGCCCUCUAAACUUCAUGGGAGAUACAGGCCAAGCCUCUUUGACUUCCUUGUGACCCCACAUGGACUGUACCCUAAAAUACAACACUCCCCUGUAAGGGCUGCUAGGAGUUGUCCUCUUUCAGGGAAGCUUAUCCACCUCAGACUCUCAGGGCAAAAUUUCCACCACCACCCAGAGACAGGCAGAGGACUGUCGGUUGGUUGCUUUUCCUUGCGGUUGCUGCUUGCCCACUUAGAGAAUUAAGUGCAUGGUAGCAGUACUGCUAGAAGCAGCAGCUGCUCUCUGUUCUUCGACUCUGAACAGGAACGUGGAAGAGAAUAUGCCACCAUAGGUAUCAGUGUGGUGCUGAGGUUCAAUAUGUUAACCAAAACUCUAUGGACAAUCGCACUUCUGUGAUUUUGCAGUGCAGUUCUGCAAGCUGAAUGUGUGCAUGCUUUUUUAGUGAAAAUAGCAAAAAUGCAUUGUAUUGGGGCACAUAUUAUGAAAAAUGCCCACAAAGAUAUGUACAUUUUUUAAAAGAACAAGUUGAGGUGGAUAGUGCUCAGGUUCUUUAAGAAAUUAGUUUUACCCUCGCAUAAAACGCUCCCAAAUCAGCAGUUCUCAAGACUGACAAGAGAAGCAAUGGUAAUAAAUCAGGACUGUGUAGCUCAGACUGUCCCCAAGGCUGCCUCUUUUACUAGGAGGCAUCAAAUUAAAAAAUCUGACAGUUCCACUGUUUGUGUUGGAUCCACUUGGGGUUCAUGGAAGGGAACGGCCCAUUGCCCCAUAGAUAUGAAAGCAGAGUUAGGUCCUAUCCUGGUAAAUUGCAAACUAAAUUGUGAAUUUUUAUUCUUUUAUGGUGUGUUGCUGUAUGCUAAUGUGCCCCAUUUAUGUGGAAUAUAAACCUGUUCAACCUUCAUAACAGCCUUCUUAAUGAACAUGUGUCUGAUUUCCCAGUUUACAGAUGGAAACCCCUCAGUGUGUGUGUGUGUGUGUGUGUGUGUGUGUUUGUGUUUUCUUGUGCUAAUGAAGUUUUUUCUUUUCAUGCUGAUUAAAGAGUAUGCUUUUGUAGUGUAGGUAAGAUCCCCAGGCAAAAUUCUGACUACAAUCUGACACCUUUACAGUAGCUUCAAAGGAAUAAUUUAAAGGUUAUCAGGCAGCCAGCAAUGGGUCUGUAGGCCUUUCAUAAUUACACAGUAUAUUCAGCGUAUCAUGAAGAAGAGCUUUCUGACUCUAAAGGUCUCCUUAAGGACUUUUGACAAGAGCCUCUUUCUUUUGUUAAUACUCCUUUGAUAGAGGCAGAUGGAAUCCAUAAUAGAAGUAGCUUGCAGCACAUAAGAAGUUUCAGUGGAUUCCCAUCCCUCUCUCUGCUUUUUGCAGAAGUUGCAGUAUGCACUCCCACAUUUUUUCUGGGUUGCUUUUUGUCAGGGCUGAUCUGGGAGCAGCUGCCGGAGUGGAGCUGGGAGCCAGGAACCAGGCGUUGUGUCAGGAGAUCAAGGCAGGCACACCAGAGCCAGGGAGACCGUCACUCCCCAGGCAAAGAACCAGGGCAGACAGGAAGCCUUUUGUAGCUCUACCUGCCCAGGAAGCCCUAGUGGCCAGGAUGACACACAGAUUGCAUCCCUUGUGGCUUGUCACAUGGAGCAGGCACGUUCUGAGCUGAAAUUUAAUAUUUCUGGCUCUGUGGCUCUGGACACUUCUUCAGAUUCCAGUUCCUCAAAGCUUCCCUGAAAAUUCAACUCAGUAAGAUGUGGGUUGGCGCAUUAGAGUCAAGGAGCUGUGAGGCUGGUAGGAGAUCAGAAGUUCAUCUAGUCCUACAGUGUGUGCUGAAGCAGGAUCUUUUGAGCCAGCUUUCCUUUCAGGCAACAACCAUGUUAUCUGCUGUUUGUUUCAACCGUCUAGAAUUCUUUCUUUGCUGUAGACACCAGCUAUACUACUCUUUUGCUCAGUAGAUACCUUCUGAAAUUUUGUUUGUAUUUAAAGUGGAAGAACAGCAUUGGUGUUUCUUUCUUAGUGUUCUUAUUUAAAGAAAAUGCUGCAUGCAGAUAGCUAAUUAUUUAGAGAUAUGGGAAUGCCCUUCAUCUCUCUGAUAGAUCCACGUUUGUUCCACUGUGUUGCAUAUGUGAUAUGACAUUGCUUCUUUAAUUGCUUUUCAGGCAGAAGGUACCAGACUCCAGAAAGAGCUCCGGGGAUAUUUAGCUGCCAUUAAAGGUAAUUGCAGUUAAAAUGCAUCUUUUAAUUUUAAUUUUAAUUUUCACUGCAAAUUUUAAAAGUUCAAAUGAAUCGUUUGUUUUGUAGAUCUUAUAAUGUACAGUUAGGUUGCUUCUGGAUCAUGGGUAGGCAGACUAAGACCAAGGGGCCGGAUUCUGCCCAAUCGCCUUCUCAAGCCGGCCUGCGGACGGUCUGGGAAUCAGCGUGUUUUUACAUGAGUAGAAUGUGUCCUUUUAUUUAAAAUGCAUCUCUGGGUUAUUUGUGGGGCCUGACUGGUGUUUUUACAUGAAUAAAAUGUGUGCUUUUAUUUAAAAUGCAUCUCUGGAUUAUUUUGGGGGCAUGGGAAUUCGUUCACCCCCCCCCCAAAAAAAUAGUCCUGCCCUUCACAAGGUCUGAGGGACAGUGGACUGUCCCCUGCUGAAAAAGGUUGCUGACCCCUGUUCUGGACAGUUGCUUUUUCCAGGUGCCACAGUGUCAUGGCAGAUGACUAAACGCCAGGGGUUACCCUUCCCAUCCUGUUUCACCGCCUGAGGCGAAGUGAAAAGGUCUGCCCCCCCCGAUGAAGCCUCACUUACUGGGGUUUCACAGCAGCAGCGCCUUCUUCCAGCGAGUUUAUCAUGAGAUCUUGUGGAAUUUUGGCAAGGUCUCGCUGGAAGAAGCCACUGCAGCUGCCACAGCCACACAACCCUGGUAGCAGGGUCAGGUGGGUGGCAUUGCCCCUUGGGAUUCUACCGCCCGAGGCAGCUGCUUCAGCCAACCUAAUGGGCAGGCCGGCCCUGCUAAACUCAUUCACUUGGAAGAAUGCGGUUUCUAGCCUACAUGGGCUGCCAUGAUCAGCAUAAUGAGAAACGCCAAUCUUGUUACUAAACAGCUGAACAUCCAUAACUCUUUAGUGUGGUGCUCCCUCCCUGAACAUCCGUUGUGUCUCUGCUAUCUGACCAAAUAAAAACUGGAAUCUACUCUAGGUUUAGGAUAAGAAGAAAUGCACUUCAAUCAACCAGGUAGCUGAAUUCUACUUUAGACUAGAGUGUGUGCACAUGGCAGUCAGAUUCUUUUUCAACAAGUAGGCCAAGUAUGAACAGCCAAAGUUUCAGGAAGACUUUUUUGAUAGGGUAGUGGGGAGAAUUAGGGAGUUGUCAUCCAUACCUUUGCAGGGUAGCAUGUUGGCUUCCCCCGAACUACAGUCUGAGGAGCUGGAAGAAGGUUUGCAGUGUCAGCUUCACAAGUGUCCUAGUUUGUUAACUUGCAUUUGAUAAGUUUUAUGUUUGCUUUUGAAUGCUAGAUGAAGGACAGGUUUAUAAAUGGAUGAAAUAAACAGCUCCAAUAUUUUUAAGGGCAAAGCUCUCCAAAGUAUGGCCUUCUUGAGAUCCCAUCUUUGAUGAGGUGAUUCCAUCCUCUUGUUCACACUCUUUCCCUGUGCAGUUUUGUCAAGAGGAACUAAAUGAGGUGUAGAAACUGUUGCAGCCACUAGUUUUGAUUUGGGAGAGGUGUGAAUAUGUAAAUAUAUAAUUGGAUGUGCCCAAAUAACUAUUUUUUGGUUGCCUGGCUUUUAAUAUAGGUUUUGUUUUGUUUGAUCUGCUUUUGGAGCAAUGCAUCCUGGAUAAUUGCUGCCAGUCUGAGUAAUAAUUCUGGGCUUAAUGAGUCAAUGGUCUGACUUGGAGUGAAACAGCUUUAUGUUUUUUCUUGCUGCCUUGAGAUCUGGCCAUAAAUAUUUCUAGUAUCUGCUUAUUAAAUGGAAUGAUUCAGCUAACUAGCAGCAAAUAAUACUGUUUCAGAAAUUGGUUCUACAUAUUAAUUGCUUAUUCUUUCAUGUCUGGUUCUGACUUAUCUCUGAACUUGUUUCAUUUAAUUUAUCUACCACUGUGGCAGUAAUGGAAAAAAACAACCUCAGAGCAAAGAACCUAAUUGAACUAAUCUGCUCAAGAUUUGAUAAUGUGUCCCCUCGUCCCAGUGUUGUUCUAUAUAAUAUGAGGGCAUGCUCUCUGUAAGUUCAUUUGCAAUAUGAGACAUAUAAUUUAAUGAGCUCACAUUUGAUUUUUAUCAUCUCUGGUUUCUAUUUUAUUACGAAUGCUCUAUAAUUAUAUUAAUUAACUUGUUGAUUUGUAUCUUUUCUUCUUGACUGUAAGCUGCUAUGAUGGCCGUUGAGCACUAGAAGAGUGGUAUCUCUGUGUGCUGUUGUUGAUGCUGAUACCAAUAAGGCGGUUUCAUACCCACUUAAAUUAAUGACACUUUUAAAAACACUUGACCUCAUCCUGCACUCUUGUUUAUACACACACACAAAGCAUGGUGGUUUUCUUGACGUGCCUCGAAGUGUCACAUGACUGUCUUUAGCCUUAGACCAAUAGAUGCCGUUCCCCAUUCUCUGUAAUAAAAUUCCUAUAAUCCACUGAUAACUCUCAGAUACGCCAUUUAUGUCCCCCUUCCCCCUUCAGUAUUCCCCUUCUGCUAUUCAUCCACUGUUCCAAGACUUUAUGGUAGUGAUCCAGGAAAUGAGUUUCGUAAUAAACUGUAGUGGAUUUACAAGGUCUGGUGGUACAGCUGGGGGCCCUGAUGCAGUUAGCUCCAGGAUUGUGUAGGGACAACAGUCAAGACACGACAAAUUGUCUGGGUGUCCUGCACAGCAGCCUGCAUAGGCUUUUCCGUACAGCUGACAGGCUGUAUGCAGUGCCCUUUGGGAGUGUGUGGGAACUUCAGCCUGGAUGAAUCAUGCCUUCGCAUUGAGGAUUGAAACGAGGCUCUCAAUACAUGGUCAUCGUAGCUUGGAAAAGGCUGCCAUACCUACACAAAUCUUAGCAAUGAUUUGUGCAUUCUCCACAUUAGAAGCUCCAUCCCAGAGACAGAGGCGGAUUUAGGGGGGGUGUGAUAAGCUGCAUGGGAUGCUGCAACAGUGAGUUGCCAACAAAUUUUAGCGUCGCAGAGGGCGCUGCUGAAAUUUUAAAGCCCGAAGUCUGCCACCGCUAGAGACCAUUGCAUGAGGACCGCCCAUAUUGUAAACCUAUAAAAGUCAAUACAUUUUCCAUUUCAUUGUUGUAGAUUCAUUUUGCACAGGGUUGAAGAGUACUUGCUCAGAAUAGGUCAGGAUGAACAUUGCUUUUGUCAUGCGUGUGUGUGUGUGUUUGCUUGUGUGUGUGUUUUAAGCAACUGAAGAGCCCAACUAUAGUUCAUUUAUGCUCAGUCAUGCUUUCUCAUUUCUGUUUGUGCUACCUGCACUGAUUGCAGCAAUGUGGAAAAUGGAUCCUUCCUGGGGAGUAAAGCAUGGUGAAAACCACCCUAGUUUGGUGUACUCGGCUGCAUUCAUUAUGGAAGGGGAGAAAGCUCUCUAUGUAAUUUUGCAAUAAAUUAUCUUUAACUAAUUAUAACUUCUCUGUGACCAUGCACAGAUAGUUAUUCGUAGACUUGAAAGCAAAAUGGUGGAGACAUCAUUUUUCAGUUUAGUUCUCAUUUCUGUUAUUUACAAAUGGAUUUUUUCCUGGAAGCAAAUAACACAGACACUAAAUUCGCAGAAAUCAACAGUUAGGGAAAUGUCGAGGAAAUGGAACAAACUGCCAUGUGAACACAGGUCUGAUGUCUGUCACAUAAGUUUAAUUCCCAGGAUCCCUAGGAGACAGGAGCCAAUAGUUAAUGCCAGUUUAUGUUCUGCUUAUUCUGUGAGCCCCCAGUCUGUGUUGGGGGGGCAGGUGAGGGCGAACUGAAUAAAAAGGACACUCAGCAUGGUGGCAUUCUAGCCCAUCCCCAUGCUAAAGUAGUGAAAUGUUGUAACUAGUGGGGGCAACUGGGGCAUAUGCCAAACUUCCUCCUUAAACCUUCAUUGAAGUGUACCAUGUGAGGAUGGAACUAUGCAUUAACUCAGCAACUACGUGUUCCCAAAUCCUUGCAUGGGAAAGAAUCCUGUGCUUGCCAGUUUUCCCAUGCAAAUGACUCUGUUCAAGGCCUUUUCUCCCCCAGCUACCUUCUUUCUUGUUUAGAACCUGGAUGGGGAACAAACCUAUUUUGACAUAGCUUCAAGGAGUCUGUGCAAGACCCAGUAAAAAGAAGACAAGGCUUUCUGCACCUUUAGGAGUUGUGUAGGAGAGCAAAUAUCAGCAGGUGCAGCAGGUCAUGCAAGCUAAAGCUGCUGACAUUCCCUCUUCUGUUGAAUUAUGAGAGGUGCCUCUUUUGCAUCUCGGCACCAAUAGGGAAGGGGAAAGCAGUCCUUUCAAGCUGCUGGUUUCCCCCAGCAUGUGCCAUCCCCUCCUCAAAUUAGCACUAAAAGAGAAACAGUGUUCCCACCUCUGAUUCCCAAGUCCAAACCUAUAUCCCAGGCAUAGGCAAACUCAGCCCUCCAGAUGUUUUGGGACUACAACUGCCAUCAUCCCUGACCACUGGUCCUGUUAGCUAGGGAUGAUGGGAGUUGUAGUCCCAAAACAUCUGGAGGGCCGAGUUUGCCUAUGCCUGCUAUAUCCCUUGUAAGAUGUAGCUCCACCCUAAGUUCUGUUCUGUGCCAGCCAUUAUCCCUACAAUACCUUAUGGCAUCUUUUUCCAACCGAGUGCCUCGCAGGUGUUUUGGACUAACAACUCUCAUCUGCCAAUGCCUAGAGCUGAGGGAAGCUGUCAACCUCUGGAAGACACAAGUUUGGCAAAGGCUGCCCUAUGAGGUGAAGUGGGUUGGUUUUGAGAUACUUUCUCCAACUAUUCCUUUCUAGUUCUCUGUUAAAAGGAGGGCUAUUGAUGUUACCCUGGUUCCCUAUUUCUGCUUCCUGAUUAUAACCAGGUCUUGAGAUCAUCUGAAGUCUCCACACUCGUGGCACACAAAACAUCAAAUUCAGUAAAGUUUCCUGUAAAAAUGGGGGAGGGGGAUUGUUUAAAAGAAGUGAAAUUUUUAUCAAAGCUGACUCAUUUUUUCUUGAGAUAUUUUUAAGACAAAACAGAUACACUAGAAAUGUUAAAGAUUAGGCAGGGAACAAACAAGAAACCCACAUCAGUUUAUUUUUACUAAGCUAUUGCUAAUUUUAGUAGAAAUUUAUGUUCAACUGUGAUAAUGAUGAUGAUUUAAAUAAAUGAAUGAUAAUCAGAGGUUGAUCUUUAACCUUAUUCCAUAUAUACAAAAUUCACAUACUUAUUGACUUCAGCAAUGGCAGUUGCUAAGCUAGAUGAAAUCAUAGUCCAUUUGUGACAUCAGCAGUUGUCAACAAUGGGUUCUCUGUGCUCAUAAAUUUCAGGCAUGCAAGAGGCUUCAAAGAAACUUACGGAGUCUCUACAUGAAGUAUAUGAGCCUGACUGGUAUGGCCGGGAAGAUGUAAAAGUGGUUGGAGAGGUAAGAAUUUAUUUAUUUAACCUUAUAGCUCCACCGUUCUGUGUAAGGAAAAGCCCCAAGGUGGCUAACAACAUAAUAAAAUACCAGGGAAAAUAUCCCUAAUGAUGAAUGAAAUCAAGAUGAUGGUUGGUGAUCCCAUCCAUUUCCAAAAUAACUGUUUUAACCCAACAUCUAGCUAGUUGCAGUAGGGCAAAAUCAUUUUCAUAGAAUCAUAGAAUUGGAAGGGACCCUGAAGGUCAUCUAGUCCAAUGCCCUACAAUGCAGGAAUCUCAACUAAAGCAUCCAUGACAGAUGGUCAUUCAACCUCUGCUUAAAAACCUCAAAUGAGGGAGAGUCCAUCACCUUCUGAAGGAGUCCAUCCCACAGUAAAACAGUAAAAAGUCCUUCCUGAUAUUCAGUGAGAUGAUGAGAAACCAUUAGCAAGCACUCUUUGGAUUUGGUCAGUCAACCAGGUACAAAUCCAUGGGGGACUUUGUCAAAAACCUUACUGAAAUCAAGAUACACUAUGUCCACAGCAUUCCCCUGAUCCACCAAGUUUGUAGCGCUAUCAAAAGGAGAAGAAGAAAGAGAUUUGUUUGGUGUUUUGGUGUGACUUGUUUUUGAGAGACAUAUGCUGGGUCUUAGUAAUCACAGCAUCCUUUUCUAAGUGCUCACAGGCCAACUGUUUAAUUAACUCUUCUAAGACCUUUCCUUGUAUCAACAUCAAGCUGACUGGUUGGUAGUUACCGUACUUCCUUUUUGAAGAUGGGGACAACAUUUGCCCACCUUCAGUCUGCAGGGACCUAACCUGUUGUUUAAGAAUUCUCAAAGAUUAUAGAGGCUCCAUUAGUACCAUUGGAUACAACUCAUCAGACCUUGGAGAUUUGAAUUCAUUUAAAGUAGCUAAAUUUUCCCUUACCAGCUCUUUUCGUAUCUUGGACUGCAGCUCCCUCCUUGCAUCAUUUAUUCUGUUAUCACCAGGUUGGGCAUUGCUUUCCUUGGCGUGAAGACAGAGGCAAAGUCAAUAGGUCAAUUGACUCCCCUUCUCCCUUUUUAUGAAGAUUACCCGCUCUGGGAUCCCAUAGCUAAUUCUCCCCUGGUUGUCUCGCUGGCCCAAAUAGGGCUAAUUUAGCCAGCUAGCCCUGGUGAUCAUCUAAAGUUUGCUGGAUAGAUUUCCCCCCUAAAUUGAUUUUUGAAUUCUGAAUUUAUUGUUAUUCACGUUUUAUACUGUAUUUUAUGCUGUUUUCUGUUGCAUCAAAUAAGUGUUUUAAAUUUGUUGUUAGCCGCCCUGAGCCAGGUUUUCUGAACCGGGAAGGGCGGGGUAUAAAUAAUUUUUUUUAUUAUUAUUCCCAUAUUGUAGACAUGAGGCUGGAGGGAUAGAUUAGCUUGGGCCUAUGGGCAGCCAAGGAGUUCAAAGUAGAGGCCUGUUUGUGUAAUGGUUAAACUAUCAGACUAAGUCUGAGGUUGUUAUGAGGAUAAAACUGGUCAGGGAGAACCAUGAAUGGCAGAGCUGCUUGUAGUGAAGACAGUAUCUAAUUGCUAUUUAUAAAAGAAUAAAAUGUGAAUACAGUGGUACCUCGGGUUACAUACGCUUCAGGUUACACACUCCACUAAGCCAGAAAUAGUGCUUCAGGUUAAGAACUUUGCUUCAGGAUGAGAACAGAAAUUAAAUGAAUGAAUGAAUGUUGGGAAAUCCCUUACAGUGGUACCUCGGGUUAAGAACUUAAUUCGUUCUGGAGGUCCGUUCUUAACCUGAAACUGUUCUUAACCUGAAGCACCACUUUAGCUAAUGGGGCCUCCUGCUGCUGCCGUGCCAGUGGAGCAUUCAUUUAAUUUGUUACAUUUAUACUCCUACACCUUCCUUUCCUCCAAGGAGCUCAAUGUGCCAUACACAGUUCUCACCGUUCCCUCAUUUUAUCCUCCCAAUAACACUGUGAGGUGGGCUAGGCUGAAAGAUUGUGACUGUCCCAAGUUCACCCAGUGAGCUUCCUGGAUGUGCGGAGAUUUGACCCUGGGUCUCCCCUGCCCUAGCCCAACACAAACCACUACACCACACUGGCUCUCAUGUUUUUGGCCACUACAGUACACUCACACUAAGGUCUGCAACAAAUCUUAAUUUCCAAAACCAGCCUAUGCAGACAGGGAGAAGGGGGAAAACCACACCUCAUUGUGUAAAAGAUUAAGAGCCCCUGCAGUACAGCAAUGUUGAUUUCCCUUCUUCCCUUCUCCGCAUUCCUGAUGCAAACAGUAACCUUGAAGUCUAUUUCCUAGCAACUCUGAGGUGUGGGUUAUACUAUAAGCAAAGACCAUGGUGGAUGGCGGAUGCCACAGAGUUCAGCUCAUUUGGAGCCUGCCUCCUGCUUUAAUUGUCAGCCGUGAGUUAUUACUACAAUCUAUUAAUCGUUGCUGAGGAAAUAAAUUCCACUACAGUACAAUGUUUAAUCACAGUGGUGCUCAGAGUGGCACCGAUUACUAGAUCAGAGCACAUUAACACCAAUCUCUGUGGUUUUCCAUCAUUUUACAGAGACAAGUUCUACAUAAAUCAAAAUCUUGGAAGUUCCCUGUAAAUUAACAGGCCUGAAUGCCUUUUCCUGAAUAAACAAGCAGUCUUCCCUGCAACAAAUAUCAAGGUCACUUGGAAGGAAUCACAUAAACACCCUACAGAGUCUACUGGACAAUCCUUAUAUUUUACUUAAUCGUAUUUAUCACCAUCCAUCCCGUAGAACAGGCACAAAGUCUUGGUUUUAGCACCCCCUGUUUUUCUCUCCUUUGCUCCCCAUAUUCAGCCUGCUGCCAAGUCACUUUGUGCUCAGAUAGUGAAGGUGAAAAUGGGGGUGCAAAGGGGGUUGCAAGAAGGGAGGAGUCUGGGUGGAGUCUGAAAAUGAAUGAAGGAAAGCACGGGUAUGAAAGGAUCUGGACAGAGGAGAUGGUGGCUUCAUAAUUGGGCAGAAAAUGAAAAGGGUGCUUAAAAUUUGCAAUGUGUGGCAGGAGAAAGAUGCUUGCAAGGGGUGGGAAGGGGUUCAUGUGGGUGGAAUGGCAGGGGUUGGCAAGCAGAGCGAGCAGCGGCACACCACUAAUGAAUGCUAAAUAUUAUUAUUAUACUCAGAUGAUGCUUGAUUGUGAAUCCAAGAUCUGAGACUCUAUACCCAAAGGCUACUGUUCUCAAACACAUUUUUCCCUUGCCCACCUUCAGUGCUAUAGAGCCCUUUCGGUUCUACGUCAAAAACUAUCCUUUUCUAUUUGGGGUUGUAAAUUUACAUUGCAAUCUAAAAAAGGUAAAGGGUAAAGGGACCCCUGACAGUUAAGUCCAGUUGUGAAUGACUCUGGGGUUGUGGUGCUCAUCUCGCUUUACAGGCCGAGGGAGCCGGCGUUUGUCCGCUUCCGCAGACAGUUUUUCUGGGUUAUGUGGCCAGCAUGACUAAGCCACUUCUGGUGAACCAGAGCAGCGCACAGAAAUGCUGUUUACCUUCCUGCCGGAGCGGUACCUAUUUAUCUACUUCACUUUGACGUGCUUUCAAACUGCUAGGUGGGCAGGAGCUGGGACCGAGCAACGGGAGCUCAUCCUGUCACGGGGAUUCGAACCGCCGACCUUCCGAUCGGCAAGCCCAAGGCUCAGUGGUUUAGACCACAGCGCUACCCACGUCCCUUCAGGGCUCCCCUGGACAAUGCUAAUACCUCUCUCUUGCUCUCAGUGGCCCUGUUUUAGCCACAAUCCUGCUAGCGCUCACCACCUGAGUUCGCUAUUAGAAGGAGGAUUGUAAAACGUAAGGGGGUAGAAGGAUUGCAGAACAGCAAUUGCAUUAUUUCUUUCUUUUUAUGGGCAAAAUUAUUAUCUAAUUCUGAAGAAGAAUUUAUUUAUCUACUUCACUUUGACGUGCUUUCAAACUGCUAGGUUGGCAGGAGCUGGGACCGAACAAUGGGAGCUUACCCCUUCGCAGGGAUUCGAACUGCCAACCUUUUGAUCGGUUUAAACCACAGCGCCACCCGCGUCCCCACAUUGCAAUCCAGCCAACAACAAAACCUAUUCUCUUCCUUUCCUACUGGUGCUACGCUUUCAGAUAAACUGUCCACCCUUCACGAUCUCAUUCCAUUACCCAUUCGUUCCUUUGUCUUUCCUCAGUUGCAAUCCAGGAGGGUCACAGGCUGAAUUUUAGACAGCAUUUUGAAAAGGACCUUUUAUUUGAGCAGCAUCUGCAAAUUUUAAAUUUAAUUGAAAAUGCUAUUUUUAUCUGCCAUGUCACAGCCCUGUUGUCUCUGGUGCAUCACAUCAGUGCUAACAGGCUUGUGGACAUGAGAGCGCCAAUGAGUGUUUCCCCUGAGGGUUUCACAAAGGACUAAGCUGCAGAGUUUAUGCAAAAGAAUUGUCUUGUUUAUCUGCUGAUGUGACAGCAGAGAAUGUCUACAUCCUUAUGAAAAAACAGAUAAAAAGAAUGUUCUGAAUUGCAAUUUUAAUCUUGCAUUUGAUUUUUUCUUUUAAGGUACAUGUUGAAAAUUAAUGGUCUGCCAUACGUUAUAUCAUCUAGUUUCUAAUUAAAUUGGAUCCUAGAAGUGGGAAAGAAGGACAGAUGCAUGUACACAUCCAUGUGUGCAAACAAACAAUUUGUUGCACUAGGGAUGAACUAUUUGGUUCUCCAGAUAUUUGACCACAGCUAAUAUUGUGAAAGUCAGAAUACAAUGCAGCUUGGACGUGCACAGUAAGGUCUAGCGGUUCUACAUGUUGAGAGACUGGUGACCUAGCAUGGCUCUGGAUUCAGGAAGGCUAAAUUAGUCUUUCUUCACAGGCAUGGAGAUAUCUGGGCUAGCCAUUGCUUGCAGGCAAAGCAUAAUGACUUUGCAGCCUGUCUGGGGGGUGGCCUCAAACUUCACCUUGCCUGCUGUUUCUGGAACAGAACCAGAAUGUCCUGGGAUGUGGUGGGUCCUGGGCCCAUCCAACUGGAACCUCGCUUUCCAGUCUGAAUUCUGGUUGGGGCAGAAUUCCUCCAGUCAAGAUAAAUACGAAGUUUGAACGUUUGUUCCAUGCACGGCAAAGGGGAUAGGUAGGAAAGGUUGCAGUACAAUAUUUGCCUCCUCUGUGACCAUGUUGUCAUCAAGUACAGUGUGUUAAGCAUACUGUAUAGUUUAAGCAUCUUAAAUACACUGACAUAGAAGUACAUUCCAUGGAAUCCAAAGUGACUAAGGAUGUAUUUGAUUUUUUAAUGUCCUUUCCCCCCAAUAUUAACAUUCUUUAUUUGGGUUACUGGUGUCAAUUGCUUUCUGUUGUAUUCUCACCCUGUUUCUUUCCUCUCUACAGAAAUGUGAUGUACUUUGGGAAGAUUUCCACCAAAAGCUUGUCGACGGGUCGUUGUUGACCUUGGACACAUAUCUGGGACAGUUUCCUGAUAUAAAGGUACUGUAAGGUCUCAGCGUGGGCUAGUUCACAUGGUUGACAAUAGCAGUAUUAUAGUUGAGGAAGGAAUGUCUGCAGCUGUGUGCAUAUCCACCACUACAAAUACAACGUAACAUGAGCAUCAGUCAGAUCCCCAUAUAUCUGUAUCCACAUACAUAUUUCCUUCCUGUGAGCCUUCCAUGUCAAAAAGGGGUGGAAGAAAACACUGUGCAUCCAACACAUGUACAGUAUUCCUACCUUUCUGCCCCUGUGAGCCAGUUCUAAGUAGCUCACAGUUGUUAUUCAAGCCAUAAAAACUAAAAAUUGAUCUGGGUCAAAGCUAUAGAUACCUGGGGUAGUUUUGUUAUAUUUGUGGCAUGCUGUAAUCUGGAUAACAUACAGGCUCAUCUUUGGAAGGCUGUUGUGAAAGGUGUAGUGGGGUGCACUAAACAUGAUUAGCCGCCCCCCCAUAUCUCUUCAGUUAUCUAGGUCUAUCAAGCAAUGCUUGUUCAUUAUUUUUAUUUUAUUUAAGGUAAUUUAGGCAGCGCUUUUAUAAAGGGUCAAAGCUCACAAGGCAGCGUGGUACAACAAAUGCUCAUUCUUUAUCCAACAAAUACUCUUUAAAAAACAGCAACAGGGGCUGUUCUAAACAAAUGGGUCUUUUAAUCCUAUUUAAAGGCCAUUUGUUAUUCAUUUGGAGGAAUUUCCACUUGCGAAAGUGUGAGAGAUGCAGUCCUUCAGGCCUGCCAACCUAAGUGAUCUCACCAGUGGGCCCACGGAUGGGGGCUUGGAAAUUGAUAUCAAAGUAUGGUGACAGCUUACAUAUCACUAAAAAAGGACAACCUUUUUCAUUAAAUUUGAAACUAAUUGCUGUAAUUUACAUGGAAAUACAUCUCCCUGUAGUAGGGAAGACAGUGAGUGACCAGGUGAGCUAUGGGCACGCUCCGUCUGCUCUCCAGGUGCUAUUGAGAGGAAAUUCAAGGCCUCUGAUCUCCUCCCUUCCUUAUUUUUAACCAGACUUGGACCAGACAGCCCUUCAAAUGGAAAACUCCUCCAAAUAAGACUUCAAACAUAGCACUGCCCUAUGUAGAGUUGUACUCUUGGACACUUCAUCUCAUAGUGCAGGCAGGACUGGUGUGAAAGUCCCACCUGCGUUAGCAAAAUUUUUAGUUCAUUUUCAAAGUUUUCCUGAAGGACUUUCAUGGAACUAGUUUUGGUACAGUGGUACCUCUGGUUAUGAACGCUUCAGGUUGCGACCUCUGCUAACCUGGAAGUAGCUGCUCCUGGUUGCGAACUUUGCCCCAGGAUGCGAACGGAAAUCGUGCGUCAGAGGCGCGUGCGCAGUGGGAGGCCCCAUUAGUGAAAGCGCGUCUCAGGAUAAGAAUGAUUUCAGCUUAAGAACGGACCUCUGGAAAGAAUGAAGUUCGUAACCAGAGGUACCACUGUACUAGAAAAUACAUUUCUCAUGUGUUUGACAUCUGUGUGACAUCAAUGUUAGCAUUUGCUGUAUGGAUUGGUGUAUGUGGAGUUUUCUUUCACUUGUUGACUGCCUUGUUUUUCGUGUGAAGUCUCCUUAUUGAACCCAGGCUGCAAGUUUAGAGAAUGUGGAAAACGCUGCAAAUUAAAGAUCUUUACUCUCUGUUUGCUGACAGUUGAAAACCUGCCUUCCCCCUGCUCCCAACAUGGUGCCGGGGCUUAUUUUUUUGGAAAUUGUUUUCUAAUCUCUUCUUCUGCUUAUUUCUGUUUUAUACUUUUCUGUAUUUCUCUCUGUAUUUGCUGUAUUGAUUUUUCUCUCUCUCUGUAGAAAGGGUCCUACUGAUAAUACCUUAUUGUAGCAGGUAAUGGCCUAUUUGUGGAAAACAGAUUCCAGGCAGAAUCCUGAUCUCUUUAAUGAGAGGCCCAACUGGGGCUGAUGUCAGGCUACUGUAUUAAUUAACUAAGCCGCAAACAUAUGUCAAAAUGGGAUUUGUUUGUUAUUGCUUAGUGCAGAGGAGCCAUCUAAAUCUAUUGACUUUGACAGAAUAUUCACUUUGCUGAUUAAUAUCCAUAGUGCAAGAUUAGGCUCAGGGUAGCUCUUUGAAGUUUUAAAUAAGUUUUGUGGCAGUAUGUUCUAGAAUGCCUUUGAGUGAAUCUGAUGUGGGAAUUUAGAAAUUCAGCCUUUAAAAUGUUGACGAAAGAAAGCUAUGCAUUUUAUUUUACCAGCAGUAUCUGAGUUUAAAAACAACAAGAAUGUAGGUGAAGCUUAGUUCUUAAGUGAUAGGAGAAAAAGAUAUAAAUGUUUUUUGAAAAAGACUGAACGUUUCAAAAUUGCAAAAGCUGCAUCUUAAACUAUGUGGAUGCAUAAGGAGAACUGCGAGUUUUGAUUGGGUAUCACUGUUUGUAGAAUCGUAUUGCAAAGCGGAGCAGAAAGCUAGUGGACUAUGACAGUGCAAGACAUCAUUUGGAAGCCUUGCAGAGUUCAAAGAGAAAAGACGAAGGCAGGAUUUCCAAGGUAAGACGUGCCUUUAAAUUCUAACCACCAGCAGAAUUUCUGUAUGAAGUUGCUCCUUGAGAAGUGCUUGCUAAAUCUUCUUUCUUUCUCUUUUAAUGCCCAAGCUACAAACUCCACAGAACAAAAGGGUAGGCAAAAACAAACAAACAUGGGCUUUAUCUAGAAUGUGCUAGACUGCUGUGGAUGGUUGGCAUACCAUGUAAUGACCUAGAGCUAAAACUUUUCCAUAGAGCUUUUACCAGCCUAGAGAGACAAGGCUGGCCUUCCCUAGGGCCAGAUUGGUGUUCCCAGUGUUGGCUUAUGUGCUUUCCCCUUCUCCAGUGCAGUGCAAAUGGUUUUAUGCACCAUGUGGCCCAGAGGGGUAGAAGGGGUUGGGGGAUUCUCCUGACCCUUCGCUGGCUAUGGGCAUAAUCUCCUGGAGUGCCACUGGCAACCCUUUCUCGCUAUUGAGGUGUCAUACUUCUCGAUAUGUGCCAUGUGUGAUAAAUCCUGCCAUCACUUCAUUAUACGAGUGUGUGAAAUUGCCAUAUAUAUAUAUAGGCUUGUGGACAUAUAUAUAUAUAUAUAGGCUUGUGGACAAAGGCAAUAAGGUUUAAACUAGUUAACAUCCUUGAAGCAGAAACUCAUAAUUAGUCAGAGUAGACCCAUUGGAAGUAAUUGGUCCGUUAAUUUCAGUGAGUCUACUUUGUGUAGAACCUUUUGGAUACAGCCCAUAGGCAAGAGGUAUCUUAUGCUGGGGACUUGGCAGCAGUCAGGAUCAAGUUUGUAGCUGGUGGGACUCAGCAACAUUAGGACUGUGAGGAGGUGGAGUUCAGUCAUCUUCCACCACCCCCACAGGUGCCCUAAAGCUGGUCUGUGCAUUGGGAGAGAAGGUCCCAGUCUCCUAUAGUUCGACCAUUACUCUCUGUAUCUGUAUGGCACCUUUCCAAUUGAGGCAACUGUUGCCUCCUUUCUGCUGCACUUCACUAGAUGGCUAUAGUAUAAGGCAGUACUGCAGCUGCCAUAUAAAGGUCAAACAUACAAGGGACCAAGAAAGUUCCACCUCAUCUGUCAAGCUGUUGAUUCUGACCUGAUUCCUCAGUUGAAGGCAUUUCUUGCCUGCCUGCCUGCCAACUUCCCAGCUGUCCUCAAAAGAUUACCAGCCCAGAGGAGAACCCACCCAGAAAUUGACUUGUUUGCUUUUUCAUCCAGUGCCCUUUUGUUUUUGCACCAAUUUGUGCCAAUCUGUUUGAUUUUCUUUCUAGGCAGAGGAAGAGUUUCAGAAAGCACAGAAAGUGUUUGAAGAUUUCAACAUUGAUUUGCAAGAAGAGCUGCCAUCUUUAUGGUCAAGGUAGCUAUAGCAGAUGGUGCUUUGUGUCCUUCAACUUUUCAUGGAAGCCCAGAGAACUAAGGCUGUCCUCUCUUUGUAAUGCUUUAAUGCAGGCAUCCCCAACCUUCAGCCUUCCAGAUGUUUUGAGACUACAAUUCCCAUCAUCUCUGACCACUGGUCCUGUUAGCUAGGGAUCAUGGGAGUUGUCGGCCAAAACAUCUGGAGGGCUGCAGGUUGGGGGCGUCUGCUUUAAUGAGACUUGUGUAGCUUCAGUAAACACAACCAGUUAUUGCAGCAGUGGGUUUUUUCCAGUUAGCAGACAUGCAGUAUGUUUGGUCCAAAAAUGAAACUCGUAGACAAAAUUGAAUGUUUAUAUGCUCCUCACUUGAACCUAGAGGAAAUCCACCGAAGAUGCAAAUCCACAGCAUAGUCAAUGCGUCAUAGACCUGAUUUCCCUCUUUGAUCCAGCAUACAUCUGUUACAAAUGGUGCACCUAUGGGCAACUUUGGGCUUGCAUUUUUCCAUCACUGACAUUCAGUCCAUGGUGUAUCGUCACUCUGAUGUGGGGUUCACCAUUGAUAAGUGGUGCUGGGGUUGUAUUUAAAGGAGGUUUACCUUAAGUCACAUCACACUGGAAAUUUGGGGAUGGGGGAGAUCUGUUGCCAUGUAUAUGUUAUAUCUAGAUGGUCCCUUUUUACAUUUCCAAAUUGGAUACUGUACAUACUUUUUCAAAGGCGUAGGAAACUUUCAAAGCCAUAGGAGGAAACAGCAUUGGACAAAAAAUACAUUUCAUUAUUUUUUCUUUCUCUUUACAACCUUUUCAUUUUUUACCUUGUCAUCUCCUUUUAGACGAGUUGGCUUUUAUGUGAACACAUUCAAAAAUAUCUCCAGCCUUGAAGCCAAAUUUCACAAAGAAAUAGCUUUGGUGAGUAAUAAUGAAUGCGCUGUGGAAGAAAAGCAACAGACACCUUUGAAGUAGGUUAAAAAUGCAGGUGCCAAGAUGCACACAUGUAAUCUUUUUCCUGCUUCCUCUUUCCUUUCUGUUACAAAAAAGAUUGCUUUUUACUAUGAUUAACAUUAGUGAAUGAAACUAGCAGAAUGCAGUAAUUAUUUUUAAUGGCUUCCCACUGUCUACUGCUUAAGUUUGCUGUGUUAAGUUGAGAGCCCCCUGAUGAACUUGUGGUAAUGAAAUGACAGAGCUUUUAGAAGCAAGGGUUUAGGAGAAUUGGCCCCGGGGUAACCCCAAGACUAUUUGCAACACACAUCUUCACUAUUAAGUGCGAAGCCUUGCACUCUGCGUGUGUUGUGUGUCACUGUGAUAAUAUCCUAUUUUUUAAAAAAGGGUGACUAAGCUUAGUCCCAUAGUGGAACAAAUACGUGAUUUUUAGUUUAUUCUCCCCACCCUACCUAAAGUAGCUGUUAUAAAACGACAACUGUUUUUGUCGCUUCAGCUAUGCCACAAACUCUAUGAGGUGAUGUCAAAGUUGGGAGAGCAACAUGCUGACAAGGCCUUCACCAUUCUUGGAGCACCCAGGUAAAAUAUUGUCUAUCAAACUACAUUGCACAUGACCUGAGCCACAUUCAUCCAAUAAUACAACCAGUAACUUUUGACAGUACAAAAUUAAUCAAAGUUUGUGAAUAGAUAACUUCUUCUUUUUUUCAGUUGAACACGAAUGUUUCCCCUGGUUUUGCCUCAACCCCUAUUUUAUGUUGGAAGCAGACUUUAGUUGCUGGCAGAGCUAUGGCUGCAGUCAAUUACGUAGUGUUACAUCAGAAACAGAUCAGGUGUUCACCUAUAGUAAUGCAACCUUUUUCACCCACCAUGUUCCUUGGCUGAAGAGAGCCCUUGUCCUAGUGAGGUAUUCGAAGAAUGUGUGGGUAACAAACAGCUGUGGCCCUCCAGCUGCUGAUAGAUGACAACUCCCACCAUCCCUGGCCAUUGCCCAUGCUGGAUGGGGUUGGCUGAAGCUGUAGUCGGAGCUUGGCACGACUCCUUGCACUUUAUCAGAUGAGGGGGGACCUUUUGGUCUCCUCUGUGUCUGCAAGCUUUGUUCCAAUGCUCAGUUCUUUGCACAUCCCCAUAUAGUUUCAUGCAACCUCUGAACUGUGGCUGUACGAACUUGAUAAGUACUUUCUGUAUCUACACAGUGCUUGCAAGUUUACCAUGAUAGUAUUAACUGUGGCACAGGCAGCUGCAGAUUAUUAGAAAAUGUUCAAGUUGAGCCAAAAUGAGGAGAGAGCAUUUCGUAAAUAUUUUUCACACCGUGAAGAGCAACUCUCCUCUGUUUUUUUUUCAAGGUGUGAAAGGGCGCCUUAGUAUUUACAGUGCAGCUGCCUUCAAAGGCUUUCUGCCCUCGUUCUGAACUGGCUUUGUGAAAUGGAUGUGAUAUCAUGGCACCAUCUUCAUGAGUCCUGAUUGGAUGGGAUCAAAUAGCCAGGAAGAAGGUUGAUUAAACAAGAUAGAUUGUGCCAGAGCAGCAGUUGUGUAGCCAGGGGCAUAGGAAGGGGGUGGUCUGCCCUGGGUGCCACUCGGGGUGUGUGUGACAAGAUGGCCCCUGCUUCCCCCCAGCAGUAGAGCGGCUGAGGGCAUGUGCAGUCCGUACGGGCGUCCAUAUGGGCUACCUCUUGCACGGCAACCGUACGGGCUGCCACACAUGCACACUCCGUACGGUCACCAUGCGAGAGGCAGCCCAUACAGCCACCGUGCAAGCGGCAGCCUAUGCGGUCACUGUGCAUGAGCGGCAGCCCGUACAGAGUGCAUUUGCAGUAUUCCGUACGGACUGCGCUUGUGCGGGAUGCCGCACAUGCGCACUCCAUAAGGGCUGCCCCACCCCGGGUGCCGGAGAGGGUUCCUCCGCCACUGUGUGCAGCAAUGUUGAAUCAUAGCGAAAAGGCAUGAAUAAAUGUAAAUUGGAGAGUGGAUGAGUAGAUUCAGGCAGCUGCACCUGCUUCCAAAAGCCAGCUUUUGCACCAACAAUGUUCUCUGGAGAACAUUCAGCAUAGCCCUACAAAAUUGUAGCUUCAUUGAAAAACCUGUAGAGAAAUAGAAUAGAAAGGAAAGAAUGUUUUAAUAUCUCAUCCUUUCUUUUUGAAAAAAAUAUUUCCACAGAAAGAGGUGGUGAGUGAACACUUAAGGUGUCUCGUAGCUUAUGAAUAAUCUGACUUUGAUUUAGUAUAGAGAACAUGAUUGAGGCCUGGUCAAUCAUGUGUUAUUUUAGUUUUCCACAGAAGUGCUGAAGCCCAUGUGUCAGCUUACUGAGUAGGAUGCUUAUAGAAUGCAUUAGCUGUAUGCUUCUUCAAAAUACAACAUUAUAGUUUUCACAGAUCAUAGAUCUUAGAUGUUAGAUUGCACAAUGUUUCUUAGAUGUUGGGCUCCAUAAUUUCUGUUCUUUAGCCGCAUCAAUUUAGACAACAGAACUGUAGUCGCAGAGGAUCUGGCUCAAUGGUUUAAAUAGCUUUUAUACUGAAAGAUGUCCCUUGUUGAGACAUGAUGGCAUCUGCAGAAGUGACAUGAGAUCCUGUCCCUCCCUCAACCCUCCCUGUCAGUGAGAAAAGACCCCAACUCCAUACAGCCUGGGUCUGAAGGAGACAAGGCCUUGCCAGACUUGCGUGAAGCUUUGACGAAGGGCAGAAACAGUGGAAGAAACACCUGUGUGUUUCCUGUUUCUGUUGUCAGUGCCUCCUGCAAAGGAAACAAGGCAGCCACCUCUACAUCCAGUCCUCUCAGGAGCACAGAGGGCCUGGAAAAGAUGUGAGGAUUUUUUGUCUCUCACUUGUGAAAGGAAAGAAGACCAAUUUCUCCCUCUAUCUCCUCUCUUAGUUAGCACACCUCUGUGCAAGGCUCUCAGGCCACACCCUUCCAUUCCCAAACCCUUCGCUUGCUAGAUGAGUGUGGAUGGAAUUAGUAGUGAGCUUGGUUAUAGUUGAAGACAUUCAGAAAUAACUUUAGUUCUCAUUUUCAGAUACAGUGUUGGGUCCUAAAGAGAAAACAAAUGAGCUGGGAGAACACACACAAAAUUCUAACAAAUGAGAAUUUUCAGAAUUCUGGAAAACAGAGAUCUUAUACAUCUCUAGACAAACAUAGGAUUGGUAUCCCAGGAUUUAAUCACAUAAGGAACCAAAUGUACACAUUGUUGAUGGAACCAUACAGACUUCAUGGGUGUGUCUUGUGGGAGCCAAAAAGCAGUUCAAUAUGUUGAAAUGACAGUAUUGUAUGUUUUAUAAAAUAUUGGUUUGCAUUCUAUUAGCGAUUCAGGUCCUCUCCGCAUUGCAAAAACUCCAUCACCGCCUGAAGAGGAGUCCCCUCUGCAUAGCCCUGAAGCAAGUCCCAAUCAUACAUUGGCUGCUCCUCCUUCUCCAGCACCAGCACGGCCUAAAUCUCCCUCACAGGUAGUAGGAACAGAAUUAAGAUGAAAUACCAAAAGGGGGCAGGGGAUAACCCAGCCAAAAGCAAUGAAAUGAGCCAGUUCUUCUAAAAGCUUGGCGUUAACAACCAGCUAAUUUCCAUCAGAAUUACUAGAACCUAAAUAUUGGUGUGGAGAGGAGGGUCCAGAGGGAGCCCUUGUCUUAUCACUUCCUGAAAUGAGAAUUAGAAAUCUGACUCCCAUCACUUACCCGCCUUUGUUCUCCAUUUGUCCCCCAUCCUCAGCCCCCAACUGGUGGUAGCUAUGUUUGUUGACCCUUUGCUCUUCCACUUCCUUUGCUAGUCAGGGAAGAACCUUUUUGAUGGGACCAGUGUUCCUAGAGGACCUGAUAAGGUUUCUCAAGGACAGCGCCAUCUUGAGCAAGGUGCUGGUGUUGCUGCUCCAGAGAAGCCUCAUGAUGACACCGGCACCAUUUUGGGAAAAAUUGCCCUGCCCAAACAGGAAGAAAAGGAAGCUGGCAUGGUUGCGCUGGCAGCAGUGAGGGAUGGUCGAAAGGAGAGGAGAUAGUGAGAUCUGCCCAUCUCUUUCUUAUCCCUCCGUACUGCAACGUGCCAAAGGACAUCUGGUUACUUUGGGGGGUAUUUAUUCAUUUUUUAGAAUCAAAGGAAAUCUAAAACGUUUCAAUCGCAUUACAAAGAAAAGGACUGUUACCCCAUUACAAUUACUAUGGUGAAACGUCUGAAGGCUGCCAACUGCAUCUGGCUUCAAUCCAAACAGUGGAUUUACUAUGGCUAUUUUUAUCCGCCUGGUAUAAAAGGAAUAUAAUUUCCUUUCCUGCAGGGUAAAUGUGAUUUGAUUUCUUUUGUCAGUGGCUCUCCGCUACUUUGGAAGAAAUGUGUCAGCACAGCAUGCUCAUUGCAGCUGGAGAGAUUCUGGCUUGAGCACGGACAACCAGCUGGAAUUUAUAAUAAUGUUCUGACCUGCACAGAUCUAGAGAGUAUGCAAAAUAUGCUAGCAUUGUUUUCCUCUCCUCGCGUCAAACAUUGUCAUUGACUUUGAUUGGUCAUUAUUUUACAGUUUAGAGGCUGUCACCCUCAAGCAGUAAUAUUUUUACGGGAUUUUGAUGCCUUUAGAUAUGCUUUAAAGAAGUAAAUUGUCAUGUCAUGUGUUCAGUUACUUGGAGAUUAGUGUAUUUUUCUACACUGAAUGAUCAUACUGGGUGGCGUGUAGAACAGUGAUGAGAAUUGGUCCUCCGGAUGUUGCUGGACUGGAACUCUCAUCAUUUCUGACCACUGACCACCUUGGUUAGGGAUUUCAACUGCAUUUGGAGGGGCCAUGGGCAAUUCAUUCCUGAUGUAGAAAAUCAGGAAGUGAGAUCCAAUGGUGGCUUCUUGUCUGUGCAAGGGCCCAUUCCAUGAAUGCAAGGGCCUUCAAUUUUGCAGGGCCUUCUGCAAAUGGAACGUGGGAGGUGAUUUUCAUUGAUUCUGCCUACGGUUCUACUUCCCAGUGCUGGGCUUGGAACUCUCAAGUUUCAGCAGUGCCCUGUGCAAUUCAAAAAGUUGGUGCCCCCUUGCCUACUUGGUUUUAGAAUAUUUGGUGGUGUCAAAGUCAAAAUGAUGCAGGGCUGAUCGGUCCCAGGCUUGAAACGUUGACAGAUUUGUGUUUAUUUUAUCCCUGCCACAAAUUAUCUCGAUCUUUGCCUUAAAGAUUACACUUCCUAAUGUGAUUGUUUUUUUGUUUAGCUGAGGAAAGGACCCCCAGUUCCACCGCUACCUAAACUCACACCGACAAAAGAAAUGCAGCAGGAGAAUAUCAUCAGCUUAUUUGAUGACAAUUUUGUUCCAGAAAUAAAUGUGACAACUCCUUCACAGGUGAGUCAGGGUCUCAAAAGCUGUUCCUUAACAGCUUCAGGACACCUCUCCCAGUUAUAGUCUCUGGGAUAGUCCCUGUUUAUCCCUACAACAAUCCUGAGGCUGUGAGUUAAUGAGUUGACCUGUGUAUUUCUUGGCUGAUGGAGAACCUGUGGCCCUCUAGAUGUGAUUGGCAGUGGUUGCAGAGUUGAUUCCAUAGCAGCUGUGUAACAGGAAAGAGAAGUAUUGCUUAAAAGUCCUCGAGAACCUCUUCACCUCAGAAAAAGUAUUUGGCCUCAGGACUUAGCCACACUUGCUUUUUACUCUGCUUUUUCCAGGCACAAGUCCACGCUUCAAAGCUCUGAGCAUGCUAUUUGUUGCUCCAGAGCUUUCCCCACAAAAAAAUCUGCUCUUUAGUGCUCAACCGGAGCAAACAUCAAUUCUGUUUUUCCAGAGACUGCUGUUUGCUCCUGUAGAGCACUAAAGAGCAGGUUUUCACAGAGAAAGCUCUGGGGCGAAAAUAUGGGCCACUUGGACACGGAUCUUUAAAGUGUGAAAAGAGCGGAGGAAAGGCAAGUGUGGAUCAGCCCACAGUCUAACGUGCUAAGUUCCUUAUACUAUCAAUUUUGUUUUACAUAAUCUUCAUUAUUGUGGAUACUUUUCAUACAAAAGCAGUUUGUAAAUGCAAGCAAUAAACUUGCAUUUGAGGGAGAGGUGGCAAUAAAGCAUAGUUUGUAAAGAGGUGGUUGAGGGAUUGAGGAUUGGGUAAUCGUUCUGUGGUAUUAUGGCAGUGGACAAAGCUGAAUUGUAACUUUUGAAUAAAUGUGUUUAAAAUUUUAAAAAACUGUAAAGAUGUGGUUGUUCAGUGUUUCCCCCCGCCCUAACAGAAUGAAGUUCCUGAAGCUAAAAAAGAAGAGUCUUUGUUAGACCUAGACUUCGAUCCAUUUAAACCUGAUGCAGCAGCUACUGUGGUAACCCAUUCACCAAUGUCUCAGGUAGGUUUUUCGUAUGAAAUAUUUUUUAAAAUAUGUACAGUUAUGAAGCCAUCCACCCCAUAAUCAGGGUUGUGGAUGCACCACAGUUCCAUGAAGGCACCAAGAAAAUGUGGAAUUCGGGAAAUAUGCGACCACGCAAUCUGGCCCAAACUUAUUGGCAGAGACCGGGUGUGGCAUGGGAGCAACAAUGAUGAGGGAGCAAUUGUGCUCCUCUGGAUAGCAUAUAAACUGCGUCUUAGAAUGAUCUCUAAAGGAAUGUGCAAACCGCAUGUUCGCAGAUCUUGCUGACUGUACUUCAUGACAAUGUCAAUUUGCCAUAGCUACUUUGCAGAUCUCACAAUGAAGAAUACCGUGUUUUUCACUCUAUAAGACGCACCAGACCAUAAGACGCACCUAGUUUUUGGAGGAGGAAAACAAGGGGGAAAAAAUUUCUGAAUCCCAGAAGCCAGAACAGCAAGAGGGAUCGCUGCGCAGUGAAAGCAGCAAUCCCUCUUGCUGUUCUGGCUUCUGGGAUAGCUGCGCAGCCUGCAUUCGCUCCAUAAGACGCACACACAUUUCCCCUUACUUUUUAGGAGGGAAAAACUGAGUCUUAUAGAGCAUAAUUGAAAUGAGUGUUACUACUGUAUUUUUCUCUGUCCAUGUGGAUGGGUCUAUAUUAUUCCUAGUUAAAAUGAUCCAUCUGAUUUUCUACAAAACUCUUCUGUAUUUAAUACUCUUCUGUAUUUAAACAGCUUUACAAUACCAGAACUUCAUAUUCCUGAGACAGAAUUCUCUCUCCGUUUUUCCUCUAUAUCCUGCUUGCUAUUUUGCCCCUGGUCCCUCCUCCUGACAAAAAAAAAUUCUCCUGUUUUCCAGUAUAUGUCUUUAGUCUUUAGAGUUUGAAGUAAACUCCAGUGCUGAUAUUCCAGUUCCCCUAAUAAUCUUGUCUGUUAUUAGAGCAUUAGAACUCCUCCUCAAACAGUUAGACAUUCACAGGAGUUGACAGACAGAUAUUGAUUAAAGUGCAUUUGACAGCUGAGUGUUUCAUAUUUUUCAAACACAUUUUCAUCCUUAUGAAGUGCAGAGGAUGGACAUGAUGGAUGAUAUUUUAAUAUUUAAAACUCUGCACAUGGAGAUGGCUUUGGAAAACAGUUAUCGAAAUUCCUGAAGAACAAAUCUGUUAUCUGUAGUUUAGACAAAGUCACAAAGAAGACCCCCCCUCUCCUCCAUGACAAUCACCGUCUCCUCCACUUCCAUUGAGAAGAGCCUGCCCUGAAGAUCUUAAGGAACAGACAGGCUGAGACAGGAGAAGACUGUCCUUAAGAGAUCCUGGGCUCAGGCCAUAUAGAGGAGCUAUUUACAUAAGAUGCAUGAGCAGAGGAGAAGAAAUCAAGGCCUUGAACUUGAGAAGCCUGAACAAGUCAAAAUUUAUUGUACUGUAUUGCCCUUUUUUGCACAUCAGAAAACUGUUUGACGUGAUCCAAGUUGCCGUUUUGCUUGUGAGUCAGUGAAGGACUAUUUUAAGAAACUGAAAAUCAACUUGGGAUGCUUUGCAACAAACUGCAAAGAGAAGCUUCUGUCUGAUAGUACAGUUGUGUAGGCAGGCAGGUUUUUAGUACAUAAAGAAAAUGGAAUAGACUAUGUCACAAUUUAUUUGUUUAUUUCAUAAGGUUUUAUACACCUCUUGAUUGUAAAAAAAGAGCCCCUCAAAGCAGUUUACAAAAAGAUAAAAACAGUAAAAUUGGGGGGGGGGGGAUUGACAACCCUACUUUAAGAAUACAAAAGUUGAAAUACUACUAAAAACAGAUUAAAAUUGCCCCAAAUUUUGAAGCAGGCUUGUCUAAACAGGAAUGUUUUUAGCAGGCUCCAAAAAGAAUACAGUGAUGGUACCUGCUUGAUCUCAGUAGGCAAAGUGUAGGAGCUGCCACACUAAACAAUUGAGGUCUUACAAAUGGAGAACGGGUCUUGCGUGGCACCUCUAGUAGUUGGCAAUUCUGCCAUUCAGUUACAGGAUUUGCUUGUGCUUUCCUUGUGCAUCUCAACAUACCUAUGCAGUCCUGCAAAUUUGGAAAUUAUCAAACAAUCAAUCAAUCAGGCCUAAAUAAUUUGCUGUGGCAAUAUGGUGUUGCCUGUUGAAAUCCUGUUUUUGAUCUUUGGGAAGCCCCGUAUACUAAGGAUUGAGGAUCAUUUCACACCUUGCACAAAUAAUAAUAAUAAUAAUAAUAAUAAUAAUAAUAAUAAUUUAUACCCCGCCCAUCUGGCUGGGUUUCCCCAGCCACUCUGGGCAGCUCCCAACUGAAUAUUAAAAACACAAUACAGCAUUAUUGUACAGCUGCCUUGCUGUUGAUCAUAGCUCCUGGGGUGUGUCUGUGUGAUCCAGCAUGUGGUAAUGGGUGCUAAUUGUACUACAUUUUUGAUCAAAGCUUGAAACAUCUUGGUGUAUACCUUAAAAUGUAAUGUUAUGAACUGGCACUAAGUUCUGCAGUUGCCCUCUUCAGCCGUGAAUAUUCCCGUAGGGCUUGAGCAGGUUCCCUUCCCGCAGAAUUAUGCCUUAAAAAAGUAGAGUCUGAAUCUCUUUUUCCUGGUGCUGUGAACUCAGUGAACCAAACAAACAGAAUUUUGUGAAAUGCCUUAUAAACACACUGCCCCCUCCCAGAAGAGAAUGCUAUGCUGAACUCUAUGGAGCACAUGAAUAACCAUGCUACUGUCUAAUUAUGCUUUGCAGCACAUAACAGGGUGUACAAAUGAGGUUUUCAACACUGUCCUUCUUUCCCCUGUUCUCAGACGCUUCCCUGGGAUUUAUGGACGGUAAGUUGGUUUCUUUAUCUUUGCAUGUUGCCUUUUUAUUGUUGUUUAUUUCUACGGUGCCAUUAGUAUGCAAGGUGCUUUAUGUAUCGACACGAGAAGAAAGGAUGGGUUUCAGCCCUGAGGAGUAUGUAGUCUAAAUUUUGACAGCAGAGGGAGACAGAGAAGGGGAAAUAAAUUAGUAACAGGAUGACUGGGCAAAAAUGCACUUAUGUGAAAUAAAGAAUGUUGCUAGAUUUGAGGACGAAAGACCAAGGGUGACAUCCUGCUCUGGUGUCCUGCUUGAACAAUGGACUUUUGCUUGCACAAAUAGGACUUGCCUUUCCCCCUCCCCCCUGCUGCCUCCUCCAUCCACUUGUUUGCACCCCAAAUCUGCUCCAGAGGACUUGGGGGGGCCCUUUGGAGGAGACUGAAGGGCAGGAGGAGGGGAGGAAGGAAGGAAGGGUUCUAAUAGACCUGCGGAUGUGAUGUUGGAUCUUCCUGAGAGGUUUUCUGUGCCUGCAUUUCUAUAUACCCAGAAGCUUUGAAAUUGUCUUCACAUAGUGGGAUGAGAUAUCUGUGAUUGGCCUAUGGUAGCAGACGUGUAGUAUUAUUUACUAGGGAAAGGAAAGCAUCCCUGCUUUAAAAAAGAAACCAUUUCUCCAGAAUUGGUUUGGAAAGGUUAAUAACUUCCACCUGCACAUUAAUGAUCUUUCCAGAGAUGUGAAGGCCCGGGGGGGGACCAAGAGAAAAUCCCCCCCUUUUUUCUCAUCCCCCCUCCCAUUUCCCCCUCUCCCCAAUUUUUCAGAAACAAAUAGGGGGGAAACCCCAAAAAAACUGAGUGGUGGAUGGGAACUGAGGCUCCCCACCAUUUUGUGUGUCUUCUCCCCCCCACCCCAGACUUUCUCUUCAGUUGCAGUAAAUGCAGCACUUACUUCAGCCAUAUUAGUGCUGUAGAAUCUGAAACUCAGUCUGAUUAUUUUCUUGGACUUAUUAAGUCUUGGCUUUGAACAAUUCUGAAUGAAUCUUCUUUACCAAGAACCCAAGGAAAAUUUGUCUUAGUUUGUCUAGUGUUACAAAUCACAACCAUGUGGACCCAUUCAAAUUUAGUUGUAGUGCAUGGAUUUGGCUGUAUAAAACUGGUCUCUUUUUAUGGUUAGGAUGGUAAUUACUGGCAUGGAAUGUGGCAUGAAAUGUGGUGUAGAUCGUGGGAAGUGAAAUUUCUCUCUUGAAGCUUCUCGUGAGAAAAUCCUUAGAACGAUUUCAUUUUAUCCUCAGAAAAAGUCCUGGGAGGCUGAGAGAUAAAAAUUGGUUUGGGUUACCCAGUGAGAUUUGAGAUGGAAUGGGGCUUGACUGAAACCAGGUGUCCUAUGCUAUAUUAGGGUUGCCAUAUUUCAAAAAGUAAAAAACUAGGACACCCCAAAAGGGAACCCCCAAGAUUGUUGAGGACCCUGAUCACCUACAAAUAGGAGCACUGGGUGCGUGGCAGCAGUUCCUAUCAUUGCUAUACCAUACGGCAGGGGCUGGCAACCUUUUUGGAUUAGUGGGCACGUUUUGAAUUUUGAGAGCGUGCUGGGGGUGUCACUCAUAAAAUGGCUACCAUGCAGUGGGCAUGGCAUAACACAAAAUGGCUGCCGUGGGGAGUGUGGCAUAACACAGAAUCAGAAAGACAGCCACUCAAUCCUAGUUUUAUUGAUUUGGUUUUCUUCUGUACAGACAAGCAAUGAACUGGUGCAGCCGGUAA